GUUUGUGUGUGUGUGUGUGACUUGCAAACUGCUCUGUUACCUGCUUCCCAUGUUGUCCUAUUCCCUGGUCUAUCUCCUCCCCAAUCCAUUGCACCUCCCCUGCACCCUCCUCCCUCACUCAGGCUGGGGAGGAAAUGAUGUGGUAAUGCCUGCUUAAUUACAGCUCCAGACACCCAUUGGAUCUUGCAGUGACUUCCUCCUUAAGCAGACAGAGCCUCUCAGUCCCAGUGUGUUUGGACAGAACUUUCUUCUCCCCCCCUCUCCAGGUCCUGUAUUAGAUUGCACCCCUCCUGUUCCAGUCUGUGAUCAGAUCUGCUCUCCUUGGUGCAGUUGGGGAAGGGAGCAGGGGGAGGGAGGUCUGCUGUGCUGGGUGCAGGGGGAGGUGGUUUGCCUGGAAAAUGAGAGCUGUUGGGGGAAACCUUGUCCUCAUCAGCUGCAGAGACCUUCUCUGAUUGUCCAGACCUCCAUGGCCAGCUCCGUGGAUCUGUAGGAGACUACCCCCAGCCGAUCCUGGAGUCAGAGGGAGAAAGAGACUCAGCUGCAACAUAGUAACAUUCGCUGGAGGUAAGCUACAUUGCAUGGGAAGCUGCAGGAAGGGAGAUCUGUUUCUCUUUAAUGCUGUGUGUGUGUUAUGGGUGGGGGUGGAUAAUACUGGCCCAGACAGCAAUCAGUAGUCCUCUGUCUGUCUAGUCUCUUACAUAAACAUCUCCUUAAUCACUAGACCAGAGGAGCCUGGAGCUUGCAGUAGCUGCUGCAGAACCUCUUGCUGUACAUUUUAAAUAAAUAACCACAAGAAUAUCAGACCAAGCAGAUCAUAAACUUAUUGGAACUCGCAGCUGUUCUUGGUGAAGAGGCACAUUUAAAGUUGGGAAUGCCAAGAGGUGCUGCAGCAGCAGUGGCCUUUGAUGGCCUGGCCUUGCCUUGUUUGGAGACAAGUGAUCUCCUAGUUAACACACAUGAUUAAAAUCACAGCAUCCUCCUGGCUGUAACCUACCUACCCACAGCUCCCUGGGUCUUUUUAAGAAUAUAUAAUAAAUAAAAUAAAAUAUUUCAGCAUGCCCUAUAGAUUUUUUAUUUCCUGGUGAGACUCCCAUUAAUGAACUGGGACAGAGCUAGACAGUGCAAAUUGUCUCCCAGAUCACAAAAAGCCCCUGCAAGCUGUAAUACUAUUCAAACACUUUGUGGGAAUGGAGCCAAAGUGCCUCUUGGGAAUUAACAGUCUGCUCCUAGCUAUGUUUAACUGUGUGGGUGGAUCUAGGUCUGUGAACUAGGCAAAUAUAUUUUUGUUGUGUUUUUUUUAUUUUUUUGAAGAGCUGGGGAGAUUUGAUGGAGGAUGGAAGCUUCUCAUCCAUGAAAUGUGAUUCUUUGUAGCCUGAAUUUUCAUUUCCAAACAGUACUGUAAGUCUAUUUCAAUAAGACUGGAAUGUGUGCUUCAUUGACUGAUGCCCACAGGCUAAUCGCAGCCUACAUGACAUGCCAACUUUAAAAUCCCACCCAUUUAGCAUUGUAGGUCUGUUAUGGUCUGCAAGUCAUGGCAAUGCCUGACUCAGGAACCUCUGCUGUUACUAUGCGCUUUGACAAAGCGCCUGCCAAGCUGUUGCGUUGUACACUGUCCAAUGUCUGUGCACGCAAGGCUAUGGAAACACUGUAACAAAAAAAAACAACAACAACCUCUUCCUUAAUUAUGUAUCAGGGCAUGUUAUAAACAAGUCUGCAGCAUCAUUACUGUGUGGGUCCUUUCCUCCUCUGCUAUAUAAAAUGGAUUAAAGGGGUAGAUCCCUCACUGUUGUCAAACUACAAGUCUCAUCAUGCUGAAUUAUGAGACUUUUAUAGUUCAACAAUAGUUAGGGUUUUACUUUUUGGCUACCCUUGGCAUGAUUUAACCUAUUAAAAAGAGGGAUGAUGAUAUUUGUUUAAGUAACCCCCAAGCCCUAAUCACAGGUUGUUGACAUUUUAAUUACUGUUGCAGCUAUAGAGUGUGCAGGCUUUUUAUUUUCACCCCCGCCCCCUUGGUGUAAAUUGUGGCAUUUGUUUUAUCACAGUAGGCGUUUGAGAUGUGCAAAAAAAAAAAAAUAUGCAAAGGUGAUGAGGACUUUAAAGUCUCCUUUUGUCAUGCACACUGGACUAAGAACGUGACUUGCACUUUCCUGUGUUGACUUGAGCAUAGACAUGCUGGUAGAUAAAGCACUACAAUAGACAGAGAGUCUGGGCCUCUCCAUCUCUUGCCUUUGAAGUAAUUCAUUACUAGCCAAGCUGAAACCAGUGCAUUAAUUGAUUUUAGAUAAAGUUUGGCACACACUGUGCAUUGUCAAAUUUUCAAUAUAGUGACUUUGAAGGUCACGAUUUAGCCAGGUGAUCAUUUCAUGCCUUAUUUAUUCAUUUCAAACGUAGGCGGACUCCUAUGAAUAUCUUGAAAUAUAUUCCAUUGAUGACUAAUUGUUAGAAUUUUUAAUCUCUGUAGUUUUUAUUCUGGCUUGGAAAAUACCUACGCAAAAUACUGUAUAACUGCACCAAAUAAAUACUAAUAUGUCCCUCUUCUUCCCUAUUUGGAUUAUAAAAUGCAACAUUAUCUUAUUUUUCUAAGAGGAACUUUAUAUAAAAACAUGCGAACAAUUUGAUUUGGUAUCCAUAAUAAGUUCCAUCACUGCAAUGUAGUGUCUUUGUUUUUGUUUUUUUAAGUCAACAGUAAACUGACGUGUUGCAAAAUCAGUCCCAACCAAGCUGAUUUAUUGUAAUGUUUUUUUUUGUUUUUUUUUAAUUGUUAUGGCUAUUUUCCCAAUAAGUUUGGUAUCAGAUCUCCCCAACUCACUGUCUUUUAUUGAAUGGAACACUACGACAUUGCCAGUGAUUAUACUUUACCAAAGCUUAAAUCUCUCUUUUAUUGGUUCCAUUAUUACACAACAUAUUAUUUUUGUUGUUGUCUAAUAACCCAACAUUAUUGCCUUGAGUACUCUUAUUUUGAGGUGAUAGUUUUAGACUUUGUGUUUUUUUUUUUUUUUUUUUUCAAUGGAAAUUACAGCCAAGUUUUUUACAAGUUAAAAAUAAAAUGGACAAUUCUAAUUGUCACUUAUGGUUUAUCUUGUAACUCUGCUACUUUUACCUUUUUUUUUUUAUUUUUUAUUUUUUUUAUAACAAUAGUGUAUUGGUGAAUUAAGCUGUCAGAUUUAGCAGUACAAAAGGCUUUUCAAGCAUUUACUUUAUAUGAUCAAUACAUUUUAAGUGUAAUUAAACAUAUAAUUUAAAUAUGUAGGCCCUUGACUUUCUGCAUAACCCUCGGCUGUGCCAAAUCUGUUGGCGGUUACUAAAUCAAAAUUGUGGCGUCAUAAGCCAGCCCAGAACUAGUGGCAGUCAGUUGUCAGAGAGUGCUCAGUUGAUGCUUUCUGUCAAUGAAUGGCGACUGGAUUGGCUCCUAGCUUCUGCAAGUGAAGACAUGUCACGAAACAUAGGAACUGGGGGGACACAGGUCAGAGGACAAACCAUUGCUAAACAGUUUGCCCAUUACCGGGGAAUGGAGCCAAGGUACUUCUCACAUUAUAACCAAUACAGUGGACUUGAAGUAAACUUUAUUAUUGUAUAAAGAGAAGUUGCUGAUCCUGUAGUCCAGUGGUAGUCAACCUUUUUCCACUUACCGCCCACUAAUGCAUCUUUCUUGAUGGAAAAAUUUCCUUACCGCCCACCAGUUUUCGCGCAAGCGCGGAAUAUUUUUUAGAAAGGAGGGUGUUUUAAAAAAUACAUAAAUGAACGUACAUUUAUCUUUUUAUUUCUACUUUAUGCAUGUUUAUAAUGUUUUUAACUUUAUAAAGUUUAAUGAGGAAGCAAUAAAGUAAAUUGAACUUACCUUUACUAGAGGUUGAUGCUGCGAGACUAAAUAUUUGAUAUCUGGUUCGAUUUUCAUAAGGAACAAACGAAGGUCUCCUCUUUCAGUGAUAAUCGGAAGACUUCUUUGUUUGCUCAUAAAAUGAUUUCUCAUCUGUGCGUCAGCUCCCCUCCUCUCCCUCCUCAAUUCCCCUUCCCACCUUUUUCCCCUUUUUUCUAUUUUUUAACCUUCCUUAUAGCAAUGGCCAAUAGGAAGGCUGAGCUAGGUAGCCCACUUACUAUUAUUAGUCAACAACAAUUCUCUCCUUUUCCUUUUCUUUCCUUCUCCUUUUUUACAAGUACUCUACUCCUUCUUUCCCCUAUACUAGAAGUACUCUACUCCUUCUUUCCCCUAUACUAGAAGUACUCUACUCCUUCUUUCUCCUAUUCUACAAGUACUCUGCACCUUCUUUCUUCUAUUCUACAAGUACUCUGCACCUUCUUUCUUCUAUUCUACAAGUACUCUGCUCACAGACAAACACAUACACACACACACACACACACACUCACAUAGAAACACAUACACACAAAUAUACACAUACUCACACAUGCACUUACAGACACUCACACAUACACAGACAGACCCACAGACACACAUACACUUACAGACACAGACACAUACACUUACAGACACAGACACAUAUACUUACAGACACACACACACACACACACACACAUACACUUACAGACACACACACAUACACUUACAGACACACACACAUACACUUACAGACACACACACAUACACUUACAGACCCACAGACACACAUACACUUACAGACACAGACACAUACACUUACAGACACAGACACAUAUACUUACAGACACACACACACACACACACACAUACACUUACAGACACACACACAUACACUUACAGACACACACACAUACACUUACAGACACACACACACAUACACUUACAGACACACACACACAUACACUUAGAGACAAACACAUAUACACACAAAUUAUUAAUAUUAAAUAUCCACCCAGCCUCCCUACCUGGAGAGCUGGUGUGGAUCUGUCCAUGGGGUCCAGUGGGGCUUCACUUAGGCGGGCGGCUAAUCAGACGCAGCGAGGGAGCUCUAACCUCUCUGCUCUGCUCCCUCGCGGACUGUCUACGGAUGCCGGGAGCCGGAAUAUGACAUCAUAUUCCGGCUCCCGCGGCAUCAGCAAACAUCGCGCGAGGGAGCAGAGCAGAGAGGUUAGAGCUCCCUCGCCGCGACUGAUUAGAACUCUGCCAUGCCGGGGGGUCCAGAAGGUGGCCUGGCAGGAGGGAGCGCUUCCUCCUGCCGGUCACUGAAGACUUGCGCAUGCAGAGCCGCUCGCGCCCGCCCAAAAGGAGAAAUCCUCUUAAAAAGAGGAUUUAGCCUCAGAAAUCCCUACCGCCCACCUGGAAUCCUAAAACGCCCACUAGUGGGCGGUAGGGACCAGGUUGACGACCCAUGCUGUAGUCUAAUCAUUCAACGCUGAUCAAAAAUCCAGCAUUCUAGGGCAAGAUUCCCCAAACUCCGGCCAUCCAGAUGUUGUUGAACUACAACUCCCAUGAUUCUCAGCCUAUCUAUUUCCUUCAUAGAAUCAUAGGAUUUGUAGUUCAGCAACAUCUGGAGGGCCAGAGUUUGGGGAAGCCUGUUCUAGGGUCUUGAGGUCUGGACAGAAGACCAACCAUUUGAAAGUUUGCGUGUGUGUGUAUAUGUGGAUUAAUGAGGCAAAAAUGUGAUUCUUUGAACUCAUCUGCAUAUGCCCACCCAGCACAUCUUGCAGUAGUAACAUCACUGCAAAUGUGAGAUUUCUGUGGGAAAAGCAAGUCUUACGGUUUGGCUGGUGUUUUGAUCUAUGUUUAACAAUAUACUGACUUUAUGUAUUUAUGAUUGUUUGUUAUUGUAGGAUACCUUUUUAGUUACUUUUUUCUUACAAUGUUUGAUCGAGCAUAAGAUUUAAUCUAUACAUUGUGUUAGCAGUUUUGGUAGCAAAUCUAUGGAAGGGGGGGAAAAAACAAUUUUAAAGAUCUGUUUUGUCUGAGCUCUACCGAGGCCUUGACUGACCAGGGAGAGCAGAAAAGACCUCCCACGGGAAAUACUUCUGCUUUCCCAAGCAACGCAAACCAACGUACACAACGCAGCAGUUGCUAUGGAAAUUCCCUAGCUUCCUCUUCUAUCUCUAGCUAGAGAGUAUAGGAACAGAGUGAUGUGACGUCACUCCAUUCUGAUGCCGCCACAUUGGCAACAAAGUCGGUGUCACAGAGGAAGUGUGCUCUACUUGGGGAAGUGUUCCCAAGCAGGAAAAGUCAAAGAAGACCGUAGGCGGAGGAAAGGGCAUUCCAGAGGGCAGCCCAAAGUUGGGUGUUACAUGAAGAGUAACACCCACGAAAGCUCAAAGAUGGUGCCCCUGAAACAGAGUAGAGGUGAGUAAAUCUCUAUAUUUCACAUUGAAUACAUAGUGUAUUUUUGCGAUAUAUGAUGUAUUCAAUGUAUAUGGAAGAGAUUUCAGGCAAGUAAUUUGUUCCUAUACAGGUUCAAUUUAAAGUACUCACAUGUUGUGUAGCGACGCGUUGUACAAUAGGUGAAUAAAAUACAAGUAGGCUGCAACAGAAUCCAUUUCACAUUCAUCAAGUAUUUGAGGAUAUAACUCAUUUGAGUCUAUAACAUAAGGACUAUAUUUCCUUCGUUUUGUUUUAACACUUACGCUCCGUAAUAGUUUUUUGUUUUUCUUUCAUUCAAGCUAUGUGAAUCACAUUUUACUAAACACUUUUUUUUCUGAUGUGUUAAUAAGUGUUCCUGAAGACAUGAAUAAAUACAAUUAAACUCUAUCUGCAUAUGUUAAGAAGAUUAUCACUCUGGGGUUGAACAAUACACACAGCCUAAGCUUCACCCAUCUCCAACUAAAAGGGUUAUACCUUACCCUGAGAAGUCACACAGACAUAAUGAAUGCAGAUAUGUUCUGUAAUCUGCAUGUCGAAUGGAUUAACCAACCUUUAAAUUAAAUUUGAGUGAUUUUGUCUCCAACGUAUACAUAUCCUCCUUUUCAUAUCUUAUUGUUGAUGAAUAAGAUGACUUCAAAACGGCAUAGAAUUCUUCUGGCAUUUGUAAAUGAAGCAAAUUAACUCCAAACAUAUGCUCCAAACCUUACUUUGGGCAAGAUAUCCUUUGUACAAUGGGAGGUUAUUUGUACGCAUUUAAAACGGUCUUUUUAAACCUUUUCCACAUGUAAAGUGUUUUUCAGGAUUACUUACAAAUAAUUCCAAAAAGACCCUCUAUUUAACUUUGAGUAUGUGCUGUGAGAGAGUCACCAUCGUAGAAUGAUAUCUGAGGUUUUCUUUAAAUGCAAACCUAGAGUUCUUUAUUUAGAGACGACUUUUUUUUAAUUUAUGUUUUUGGUUCCAUUUACGUUGAUAUAAAUUACUUUUUUCAGGGUUAUAUAUAUAAUAUUAUAUAUAUAAUAUAAUAAAAUUUUUUUUUUUUUUUUUUUUCGUAAUGGUCCUCAAAUAACAAGUGUGUGUGUUUGUGUUUUUUAGUUGUUGCUUUGGAAAAACUUUUGUUUUACAGUUUUUUUUUUGUUUUUUUUUUAUUUAAACAAAGUGCGUGGAUUUUCACUUACCUUUUUUCUGUGAAUCCAUCACUUCAUCUAAAGCCCAUUACUACCUUUAUUUUCAGCUAUUGCAUAUACUGAAUUGUAACUCCUUGUGCGGCUCAUAUUUGUAGGAGUUUCACAGCUAAACUUGUCAAAUACAAACUUUUUUUCUGUGUUAAUGGCCAAGCUUAUAGUUGACCAAAUCCGAUUUUAUAAAUUCACCUACAAUCCAUUCACUUGUUUUAUCCGUGUAAGUCACCUAUUUGGGGUAUACAUUUUUGUUUUCAGAGUGGACAGACUGCUUCUCUUAUCUAUGAUGUUAAGAAUUAUUUGUUAGGUAUAUAACAUUUGGUAAAGCCGUGUGUAUACUUCCCAAAUCCUGCCUAUUUUCUUCUAGCCCUUUAACUAAAAUGUUUGCAAAGAGCAAUAAAAUGAUACCUAAAAAUACAUGCAGUUAUAUCAGUUUUUGGUAGAGACGCUGAUACAGUUCAAUUUUUUAGAGAGACUGUAAGUAAACACACAGAUUUUCUAUAUUACUUAAAGAAACUGCCUGCUGUAGUUAUUGCGGUGCCAGAAUUGCCCUGGUGCCCUCCCAGAAUAAAUACCUGGGGUCUGCUGGAUCGCAGCCUUCUGUGCACGUGAAAGCUGCUGUACUGUGCUAAGUCUGGCUGUUGAUGGCAGGGCUUAGCUCAGUGGAACAAACAGACGCUCUAUAUUGGAGUUUCCAGCUUCAUGUUAGUAGAAGACUGUUGGAACUUACUAACUACUUACCCUGUGAGGGCACCAGGGCAAUCCUGGCACUAUAACCACUAACCAGCCAGUGUGCUGUAGUGGUUAUGGUGCUUGGACUGUACCUUUUUAAAAUUGGACAUUACAGCUAAAGAUGGGGACGGAGUAAGCCUUUUAGAUAUUUACAAACUCUCUUAUCUUUUAUAGACUGGGAGUGACACCAGAAGUGGAAGUAUGUAUCCCUUACAUUCCCUGCCCCAGGACAUAUCAUCACCUGUCCAAGCUAUGCUUCCUAUGAACUGUCAUUAGUUCCCAUGUUUAUGACCCACCUGCUGAAUAAUCUUGUUUACUGUUAGACCACAGCUACUGCAAUAAUGCUUUUAAACAAAACUCACACCUAGGGUCAUAAACACCAGUCAGACUCGUAUAGUGCCAGAAGAGUGAAGGCGAGGUCCUCAUUUUCUCCCUAGGAGAGCCGACUUUUUUAAAAUUCUUAAUUGGGAAUAUAGCUUAAAAAAAAAAAAGCUGCAGAUCAACUAUCUUCAGACUUUGUAAGCCCUCCCUUAUUCCCAUCACAGGCUCCUAGUCUGAGCAAGGAAAUAACCAGUCAGAGGCCAUUGAGAAUCCUCUAAUUCUGAGUAAGCUGAAGUACUUUAUAUGUGUAGCGUGUUUCUUUAAUAUAAAGUUAGAAUUAAAUCGAGCAUCUUGGGAAAGAAAGGUUAACACAGGUUAUAAAUGGCUUUCAAAAUUUUUAUUCAAUGGAGUACUUUCCAGAGAUGCCACAGUUCCCUUUUUAAGGAUCAAUGACUGCCUUCAUUCUAGAAACUUAAAGAACCACUCCUGGCACCAUAACAACAUCAUUACAAUGCAGGUUUUAUGGUGCAAGGAGGUUCCAGCCACCGGUUUAAAUAAAGGUGUUAAGUUGUUCAUGAGUGAUUUUAACCAUAGAGCCUUCAAGCACUGCCCCUGUACUUAUGCUCAACAUUCAAGACUUCAAUCAGGAAGUCUUGGACCUGGAUUGUUGAUCUCUGCCUAUCAGUAGCUCCCCACUGAGAAAAGAUAGGAGGAGGUGUGUGUGUGUGUGUAUAUAUAUAUAUAUAUAUAUAUUAUGAAUUUCUGAAAAUUCUUUCUUAUCCCUUCUUUGCUCAGUCACAGGACAACUCGUCUAAACUACGUUUAGCCCCCUGUUGAAUAAACUCAUUGGUUGUUAAAGUUGACCUAUGGGAGUGUAAGAAGACUUGUGAUUGCAUCAAUAAAACAUGGAACUCUCUGUAGCCAGACUGUUCUCAAGUCUAAGCAAAAACAUAACAGAAACAACAAUGAGAAAAAUACAGUAACAAAGAUCAACCCAAAAUACAAACAAGAAGACACAUAUGCGAGAAGAGAGGGACAUGUACAAAACUAGUAUCCACAAAACUGUCACUUGGGGUUGUUGCAUUUUUUUCGUUUUGGUCCCCCCCCCCAUUUUUUUUUUUUUGGGGGGGGGGGAGGGGGGUAUAUCUUUCCAUUUUAAUGGAAUUAACACAUCAUCCCUGUACUACGCAGUGAGGAAUUUCCAUAAAAGCUAUUUUAGAGAUGUUGCAGGUAUGAAUCGGCGGCAAUACAUUUUUACAAUUUUGGCAUCUAGAAGGAGCAAAGACAUUCAAAUUUUUGUUGAAUUUUUUUUUUAUUUUGGUAAUUUAUAGAGUAAAUUUUUAUUUAUUUUUUUUAUAAAACCUCUUGAGAGAGCACGGAUAGCUUAUUGCUUAAUGACCAACACAUCAGGUUUGUAAUGGAAUAUCUUUUUACUCUCUUCAAGUUUGGGUUUUAUGGCGGAUGCUCCCCGAGGUCCGCUUCAUCUUACUCUGCUGUCCCUAGUGCAGUAAAAAGGAUUCAUUCCACAGCAGGAAAGGAUGUGUGAACCCACUCAGCUCAUAAAAAUGAGGGGAAAAAGUCGCAGGAAUUCUACAUUGAAACAUGUCAGCAUUUUGGACUUCUGCCUGGAAACUAUUACAAAUGGAGUCUUGUAGGUUUUCUUUCCCAUUUAGUUUAUAAGGUAGAAAAGAGUAGAAGGUAUUUUGUAUGUGCUGUAAGAUGUACGUGGUUUAGUUAUCUGUAUCUUCUGUCGAUGGGAACAUUAUAAUACGCUCAUAGGAUUCUAGAAAACGGCAACGACUGGUGCCUAUGUGCACAUUUUUAUAAUUAUUUUCUUUUCUUAUUGCUAAGCAUGAUUAUCACAAUCAUUGCCGUUUUUUUUUUUUUUUGCUUUUUAUUCUUUGGGCACAUUGUAAGAUGCUGUAAAGACUUGGCGAACCCUCUGCUGGUGCUUAAAUUGAUUAUAGUGUGUGCUCCUUGAUGACUGUUUAAUAACCAUGGAAAUCAUUAUUGUUAAAUGGUUAUUUUUUUAUUUAUUUUUUUUAAUACUUUUUUCAGAAAGCCCUUUUAAAAAAAUGUUAUACAAUAACAUUUGAAGGUGUGGCUUUUUUUUUAUUUCCACUAUUUGGUAUAACCCAGUUACAUUCACUUUGUACAGAUUGUUUAUCUAUGUUGAGUUGCAUUCCUGACAUUUCCACUUUGCUGAGAUUAGGUAAUGAUUUUAUUCCUACACAUGGAUUUUUGAGCUACUCUUUUCAAACCCCAUCGGGGUAAUUAAAUUUUUAAUGUCUUGAAUCUAGAAAACUGUAACUGUUUUUGUUUUGUGGGGUGUAAUUGUGUGUGGGUGGUGGUGUGUGUUUUUUUUAAUUUUUUUUUUUUUUUUAGAAAUUGAGAUUAGUGACAAUUUUUUUUUGUAUAAGGUGCUACUGACACAUCAAGCUUUUUAAAAGUGCGUUGCGUACACUUUAAAGCAUAUCCUGGCAAAGUGUUGUGGACACGUGUGUAGCCCUUUGAGUUGGUGUGUUACAUCCUGUGUGUAGUGGCACAGAUUUGCAACUAUAAAAAUCUUACAGUAGGGACACAAAUCAAAGCCUGUGUGUUUGGCUGAAAUUGUAAUUUGUGUUAAUGGAAAUUAUUUUCAGACCUGCAUUGAGAAGCAGUUUUCUGUCUCCCUGGCCAACAAAGCAUUAAUGGUAAGGCGUGAGACUUGACGAUUUAAUAAACUAAAAGCCAUUUAUAUCAGCAUAAAUAUGUCUGUAUUUUCUUUCCCCAGACUUUACAUUAUACUAAAUGCUUAAUCAAAAAAAUUUAAGGAUGAGUGUUGCGAAGAUAAGAUUAGUAAUCUCAAAGAGGUGUGAAAGGACUAUUAAUUAUCCCCCCCUGUUGAUAAGGGCCAAGGUGUAAGUUUGACAUAAAUUGCUUCUGUUUUGACCAUCAUGCUCCAUAUUAUUUGAACAGAACGAAGCCUCCUGACAUGAGCCUACAUAGACUUCACAAGGCAGAAUAUGUGUAUUUAGUCUUGAAUCUUUACAACGUCCCAGUACCAUUCACAACAUUGCUCACAUUAGAUUUAUGGUAGACAUGCACAUGUCAGGUUGGAUUUAAAUGUGUGUGUGUGUGUGUGUGUGUGUGUGUGUGUGUAUAUAUAUAUAUAUAUAUAUAUAUAUAUAUAUAUAUAUAUAUAUAUAUUGUGUGUGUGUGUGUGUAUAUAUUUUUAGUUUUAUUUGUGUUAAUGCAUCAUACAAAUUAUGCCUAAGUUAAAGGGACACUGUAGGCACCCAUGCCACUUCAGCUAAUUUAAGUAGUCUAAGUGCUGUGUCCCUAUUGCACUUCCAGAGAAUGUUUGGUUUACAUUGCAGCUCUAAGUCUGCCCUCUGUAGCUGUCCACCAGACAGCCACUGUGGGCGCUUCCGGAAUCUAAACUUACUUUUGGUCCAUUAUCUGAUGCUGGACGUCCUCACGGACCUCCAGCAUCAGAUUUUUCCCAUAGGAACGCAUUGAAUAAUGCUUUCCUAUGGGGAGGUCUAAUGCGUGCGCAGCCAUUGCCUCACAUGCGCCUUAGGUCUCCCCUGCCGGCUGACGUUGGCGGAGGAGAAGUGUGGGCGGGCCAGUGGGUAGGGAGGGGAGAUCCAUUAACCCUAUAGUGCCAGGAAAACCGCUUUGCUUUCUUGGCACUAGAAGAUCCCUUCAAAUGCUCCCCUGACAAUGCAAAACCUUUCAUGCUACUAAAAGGCCAGAAAUGUAUUCAGCAAUCAGGAACACAGUCUUUCCUUAAAAAGAGAAGACAUCAAAACUGUCGGUGAUACAUUUAAGGGUUACGUUUGGCCUACUUAGUGGCGGGAUUAGUUGAUGCUUUAUAAGGCUUCCAUGAGAGGAACAUGAUCAUUGUUUUGGCUUAAAGUAGAACUGUGAGCUCACAGAGAAUUGGAUUUUUAAUUUGGGAAUGUAGUUCAUUUUGACAGUAAGCUGGUCAUUGUUUGUUUAAUUAUGAGGAGUCAAGAUUUUAUUUUCUUCUGUUCUUCCACAGUUUUGUUCCAUCUCAUGAGAGGGACACUAUGAACACCUAAACAAAACAUGGUCCUUGCUAAGUGAAGGUUUGUCGGCUUUACUCUGCUGUGAUUGGCUAACAAGUGUCAGCUAUUUCCUGGUCUGGGUAGACAUCACUGCAUGAAGUUGCAAAUACUCUGGUGUUUUUUUAAAAAAAAAUCUCGCUUGUUUGCAGUUGGUUUUCAUGCAUUGUCUGUACAAUGCACUAAAAAUAAUCUCCAAAAGAAAAUUUGGGAUUAACUCCUGUGUGGAGGUCCUUCUAAUACUGACCCUGCAUUGGCCAUUUAAAGGACCACUCUAGUGCCAGGAAAACACUCGUUUUCCUGGCACUAUAGUGCCCUGAGGGUGCCCCCUCCCGCCGGGCUCUAGGGUGAGGAAGGGGUUAGACUUACCUCUUUCUUCAGCGCCGGGCAGGGGACUCUCCGCCUCCUCGGCUGAAUGCGCAUGCGCAGCAAGAGCCGCGCGCGCAUUCAGCCAGUCUCAUAGGAAAGCAUUCUCAAUGCUUUCCUAUGGACGCGGGGUCUUCUCACUGUGAUUUUCACAGUGAGAAGCACAGAAGCGACUCUAGAGGCUGGAUUAACCCUAAUAUAAUCAUAGCAAUUUCUCUGAAACUGCUAUGUUUAUAGAAAAAAGGUUAAACCUAGCUGGACCAGGCACCCAGACCACUUCAUUAAGCUGAAGUGGUCUGGGUGCCUAGAGUGGUCCUUUAAGAGCAGCAAAGGUAUUAGUAGUAACUUUUUCCUGUAAACUUGUAUUGUGUAAUUUUUGUAUUUCCAUGUUAUUAAAUAUUGUGCCUGAAGUGUUCCAUUGUGAUUACCCAAGAGGAUGAAUCAAGGUUGUGUUUUUUUUUUUUUUUUUUCCUCCCUCUUCUACAUUAUGCAUAAUUCAAAAAGCACCCAUGCAUUUCUGCUGUAAGUGGAGUUGUCUAGACAGAGAUAGGCUUCACUGAAUAAGAGGGCGCAAUGUUUGCUCAGGUGACUUUUCACAUUGUAAUUAUUUGUUUAAAUGCGAGCAAGCUUCUGUGAAAACCAGUGUUUUCAGGCUGGUUUUAUCUGGAUAUAUCUGAAGCAUGGCUUUCCUUCUAUUGAUUUCCAUGAUCUGUGCUGUAUGAUAAAAAGCUUACUUAAGUGACACUGGAGACAGCUGUCUGUUUCUGCAGAACAUAUCUAUUCUGUUUAAUGGCGCCAGAUAUUUAUUUAUUCACCCCCCCACCCCCCUUUCUUUUUCUGUUUCCUUGCCCCUAAUCUCUGUAAUUGUACCUUUUAGCAAUAUCUUGGUUAAAUUUCUGUGCUAACAAUAAGUCAAAGCAUUUUUUAUUUUUUUUUAUUUUUUUAGCUUCCAUGUGAAUUGUAAAUAGUCAUGAAGUGGUUUAUAUUUAUUUAUUUAUAUGUAUUUUACAUUUUGUGGAACCUGAGCCGCUCUGGUAAGAUAACACGCCGUGAUUGUACAUUCGUUGCUCCACUUGGGAUGUUAGGCUUCGGAAAAUAGCCCGCUGUGCAGUGAUGCUGUUUUGAUAAACAAAAGACCCUCCAAACUUCCUGAAAUGGCAAACCGAUCUUAAAAUAAUAUAGAUCCAGGAUUCUAGUAUUUCAUCUUAAAUUCUAAUGUGUGUAAUAUUAUCAUGUUUAUUUAUUCCUAGUAUCGUAUCUAGUAUCUCAUAUCAGCCCGCUGUUGCCUUUAAAGGGUUGAUGGAGCUUUGAUAUGUUGGGGGGAAAAAAGGAGGCAAUUUUUUAUUGUUGGGACUUCACGUGAUUAAAACGAUAUAAUGUACGUUUUGUGGCCCAAUUUAACUCCAAAGUUUACUCCUGUUUAGCUCUUCAGAUUCCAAACCUAUCAUUCUAUAUGUUAAAUGCAAUAUAAUCUGUCAAACCCCCCAAAAAAUGCCGCAAGAAAACAGUUUUCAAAAAUUUGAAAAGAAAAAGUUAAAACUUUAUCUGUUGUUCACUCUGCAUUCAAUAACAAGUUAAACAUUAGCUUUCUGCGACUCAAAGCUGUAGCUGUCAUAGUACACGUGUUUUUUGUUUAAUUUACUAGAAUUGCUUGGGGGGAAAAAAAAGAUUUAAAAGUAGGUCCCUCUCCUACCUGUUGAUACAUUCUUUAGCACAGAGUUGGCAUAGAUCACAAUGCGGAAGGAUUGAUUUAUAGGGAGAGCAAGAGAACCCUCUUAUAGGUGUCUUUUUGCUUGCCGACACGAGAUCCACAGCAAAUGCUUUUAACACUGGCUCAGGAGUAUAAGAAUGGAGUGAAUGAUGGGUACUAGAAACUAGGUAGGCAUUAUAGAGGAUUGCUUUGCUUGGGGAGGUAAAAUUAAAAACUCGUGUUGGAGGGGCACAGGUGGCACUAUACGCCAUGUGCCCAAAGAGCCUCUGCCAUUAUGGUGUCGGACCAAAUAAAGUUGGUAUCUAGCUCUGUGAUAAAAUAUAUAUUUUCAUUGCCAGUAGGGUCAGUUUCAGUUAAACUAAGGCUCCCUAAAUAAUUCAACUAAUAAAACCUAUAAUAGCAGAUUAAUGGAUGCCCCUUUGCCCUAGUACCGAAAUGCGUGCUUUCUUGCAUGGGCGCAUGUUUAUUAUUAACACACAGACAAACCUCUAAUCUAUCUGUAUCCAUUUUAAUUAUUUUGUUUCAUUUGAGCUUCUUAUUAAAAAUGCAUUGUUUCCAGGAAUUUAAAGCUUCCAAAAGAGAAUGGCCAAGUCAGCAUGACUGGUAGUCUUGAUGGAAAAUUAAAGCUAAAAAUGGCUAAUGGCAUUCAUACUAUCUACGUAACCAAUAAAACAAUGCCAUGUUCAUUAGAUCGAAGUCACAGAUUGGCAGCGUUUUACUGCCAACUGUGGGAGACAACAGCUGCAGGGAAUGACAAGUCCUUUGCUAAAAGCACUAUGUUAAAUAAUUUGUCUCUAAGACUACUUCUGUUUUGCUGGUAGCAAAAUAAAUCCUUGAUAUGAAAGCCUAAUGCUGAAGCUUUUUGUGAGAUCUAGCCAGUGCAAAGUGGACCAUUUCAUUCUUUUUUCUCCUUGUGUUUAAAGUAGAGUAAUAAUAGCUCAAAACCACUUACAUAUUGAGAACUCUGCAUGAACUGUGUAGAUCUAAGAUAUUUUUAUCAUUUUUUAUUUUUUAUAAAGUGCCACAGAAAAUUCUGCAUCGCUGUACAAUAGGUGAACUAACAAAGUAUUAACUAGACAGAUCAGACAUUCAGGAUCAGAAGGUGCUGGGGGCCCUUGAACACGUUUUGGUUUAACCAUCUUUAGGACUAGAUUUACAUCAAUCUAUUAUCAUGAUAAUACUGACUUGCUUGUCCUGCAUGCGUUUGAGGAAAUAUUUUUGCUUUCCAUUUAUUUUAUUUUAUUUUUUUUAAAUAAUUUCUAAAAUUUUCAAAUUGCCCCAAAAGACCCACUUUAAUUUCACCUAUAAUCCAGCAGCUCACAGCUUCUAUUCUUUCUCUUGCAAGAUCUUUAAUUGUGAUGAUUUUGGUCCAGUUACAUGCUGCUUAUAGAGAGGGAUUCCUAUUGUGCAUGUGUGAAAAUUGCUCCACUCUGCCAGUAGAAGUAGUAGUUGUUGUUGUAAGUAUUUAUAUAGCGCCAGCUUAUUCCGCAGCGCAUUACUAUAACAGUUGGACAUCUCUUAUAGAGAAGCACAAAAUCCAAUGCUUCUCUACAAAAAAUUAACAAUAGUUGGCAUGGUGUACUGAAAAUUUUUGCUAUUUGAACAUUUUCGUAAGGAAGUGGCACUCAGUCUGAUUUUUCGUUUGAAAUGGGAAUAUUUACAUUGCCAAAGAAAAGGAACAGUUGUAUGCACCAACAUUGGUUCAUUAUGAUGAAUUAGUUCUGAAGUUGUUUUGAUUUUAGCGUGUGUGUGUGUGUGUAAUCUUUUAUUUUUUAUGAUGGUGCCUGGUAUACCGUCGGAUACCAGUGUUUUCUCUUUAAUGCUUCCGUAUUCCCAACCCUUCUAUCUAUAACUUCUGUUGCUUAGUGGAACUACAUCCUAAAUGUGUUCUACAAGUCAGGAGAGCAGCACCCUUAACAAACAGUAAACAAAGAAACCGAAGUUAAUACCGUUAAGGAAUUCCAAAGAGCUAAUUUUAAAUCACUAUGGCUUGGAAUAAUGUUUUUCCUUCUUGAGAUUUUCAUUCUAAUUGUUGAUUCUAAUGACCCAAUGUGUUCCUAUUUUAAGUCUAGCACAGCUGUUCCCUGGGUAUUUGAAAUGUUUAUAUUUUGAGCAGUAGCUGUUAAGGGGACACGGCUAUAUCUGCCGAAACUCUCUUGUUUCGCCCAAUAAUGCUGUUUUUAGACUCGCUAAAUUACACAGGAACUCCAGGAACUCUGUCUCCCUAGAUUUUUGUGUCAAUAUUUUUUUUUUUUUUUCGUCGCCUGAUUUUUAUUUAAAUGAGCAGCUGUGCGUUUUGUUCAUGAGCCAUGCUGUAAUUAUUUUUUGAUUCUGCUUCAACACAAAAACAAGAUUUAUUUAUUUUUCCUCCUCUUUUACGCUGAGUAAUAGCUAUUUCCAUUGAACCAAUUCCAGCUUGAGGGAAAGGCAACAUUUAUAUUGAAUACUGAUAAUGGACUUUCUUCUCCUUCUUGUAUUUGAGAUUGGGUUUCUUGCUGCUAAACUUGACUAUUAAAUAAGACCACAGCUUUUUUUUUUCUUUUCUUACAUGUUGAAAUAGUUUUGAUAUUUUGAGUGGUGUGUUAAAGGGGCACUCAGAGUUCCGUUACCAUUGCAGCUUGUUGUGGUGGUCAUAGUGCCUGAAUUCUAUGGGUGAAAUUAUUCCCCACUUUUUUUUUUUUCUCUUCUCAAACUACUUUCAAAGAGUUUGACAAAAACUGGAGAUUCCUUGGCAAUUGAAAGCCACCUUCUCAGCUGGAGACAUCUUAAUGAGGAUGGUUCCCUUCCUCAUUAUCAUCUAAAAAUAUUUCUACAGCAUGAGCACUGGUGGUUUUGAGGCGAUUUGUGAGCACAAGGUUUAUAGAAGGGUUUGGCUUCUCCAAUUCCAACUAUUUAGUACUGCCAAAUCUGUAACCCCUUUCAGUGGAAAUCGCUAUUUCAAAAGUUUUACAGACAUUUUGGCAUGGCUGAAUUUUCAUGUACCUCCGUACUUACAGCCCAUUGUUGCUGAGCAUGUGCAUGUACAAACAUUUGGAUAUAUAAUGAAAAAGUUAACUUCCUUUUUAUGACCUCUUGUGGUGGUGGUGGUGGAGUGGGGUUGAGGUACAAAAUGGGUUAAGAAAGCAAAAACCUUAAUGCUUCAAUAGCCUCCUUGUGCGUUAACUACUACAAUAAGCUUGGAGUGACCGAACUUUAAGUUGAUUGGGUAAUGGUUUUAAGGGACAUGAUAUAUAUCUUCUCCCUGUGUGGCUAUACUAUUUUUAAGAACUGUAAUCAAAUGUUCAGUUCUUGGUUUUUCAAUAGUUUAUUACAUUUAUUAAAACUAAAUAGGAUAUAUAUUAUUUUUCAGACUCUGUUAUUUGACAAACUGUUGUUCAACUUUGCUUGUUUUUUGUGAACUGGCAGUGGCAAGUUCGUUUGAGCAGCAUUUGGUCAACUAAUAGGAAAGUCUGACCUAGCCUAAUAAAAUAAACCCCCCUCCCCCAAAAAAGUGACAUUUUCUAAAAAGGAAAAAAGUCAAAAUACAUUAAAUGGUGUUUUUUUUUUUGUGUGUUUUUUAAUCCUUGUGUUUUUAAGGUUAAAACCUUAUGACCGUUACAUUUUAAAAGUAAACUAUAGUGCCAGGACAACAAAGUUUUUGAAAGCAUUAAAUAUUAAAGCUAGCAUACACACAUAUAGAUUGAAGCUGUACAUAAAGCAUAUUAGUAAUUGCCUAAAAUAAACCAUAAAGGUUGAGAACCCUGGCAUGUAGGUGAGGCUGUGUGUCCUGACCUAAAUGUGUAACAUUCUGCUGUAGAGCGUCCUCUUGUAUAUGUUUUUAAAGUUAUGGUGGCAUACAGCCUCUGGCCUUACUUUUGGAGUGCUGGGAUUUUUAUAUUUUUUUUGUCUAUUUGGGAAGUAUUGAAGUGUUGAUACUGUCUGCCGUGAAAGCGUGCAACUGAAUAUCGUGUCGGUGAGUCACUUCUUUCUAAUACCCACCUGCUUAUGACUGUACGAGAGUGGGAUUUUGGGACGUAUCCAAGUGGUUUUGUGGCUUAAGCCUGGUUUUUCCUCAUUUUGGUUAUCGUAAAAUCUGGGGAUAUUUCCAAGUUGCCAGUCUGACUGCGAUAUACAAACAAAGGUGUCCGGUUAACUCUGGUACAUGGAGUGUACUCGGUCCUUUUGUAAUGUGUUUCCAAUGAUGACUGCUGAUUCCAGUGCUAUUGUGAUAUGUCCUUUCUUAUCUAGUCUGGCAGUGCAAGAUGCUAGCUUUACGAGAUUUGCAGAUAACUGCAUGUUUUUGUUGAAUAUUUGUAGAUAAUGUUACAAUUUGUUCUGAUUUUGGAAUCUAGCUGAUAGGUGAAUAACUUUGUGUCUUAUAUAUUUAGUAGUAAAGGUGAAGGCCCUUUAUCCUGUACCACCCCCUCCCCCCCCCCUUCUUCUUUAAUAGUUUCCUUACAACAUAACUGAAAUACAUGCUUACUGGGAGAGCUAUUUUCAUUGAAGCUGUGUGAAAAUGUAUUUUCUGCACUCGGCCCCAGUGCAUUUUACAGCUACACAUUACAUAGCUGCAAGCAAUGUGCUUUGUGUAUCCGUAGCCGGUUGCCUGGAUCUCAUGGGAGAGGUGCCUUCUCUCAGAAAUGUACGCAGUAGGGCUGCGUAAAAAGCUAUGCUGUGGGAUAGGGCUGCGUAAAAAGGGAUUUAAAAUUCUUUUUGGGCAUUGGGAUGGAGAAAGGUGUAUCAUCUUUCAAUUCCAUUCUAGUGUUUCUGGCUGUUUAUUGUUCCUUAUUAUGUCUGCAGAACUACUCUUGAUGCUUGUGCGUGUUUUUUGUUGUUGUUUUUUGUGUGUGUGUGUAUUCUUUUUAUGUAUUCAAAUCAGAGAGAGAGAGAGAUUGAUUUUUGACCCAUUGCGUGAUUCUUUAAAAAUCAUUAUAAUUAAUAGGUCUGGGCCUGUUACACAUAAUUAACAGUAUGAAACAAUAAUUAAAAAGGCAAGGUAGAGCAUGUUUGCUGGUUUUAUUCCAAAACGUACUUGAUUAGCUUUUGGCAAAUCUGUACAUUUUCUUUUAUUGGUGAGAGUGAUUGAAGGUUCAGCUCGUUGGGUGUCAAACUGUAGCCCCUCUACUAAACCCUGUCUUCCACACCUUUUUCAAUAAACCUAUUAAACUGCUGUUUUAGAACAUUCAUUAUCCUUGUAUGUCAAUUGUGCAAUAAUUACGUGAACCUAAAUCUGUCCCUUGCUGUAAUAUAGUCAAAAGUAAUAAGAUAUAUAUAUAUAUAUGUGUGUAUGUAUGUAUGUAUGUGUGUGUGUGUGUGUAUGUGUAUAUAUAUAUAUAUGUGUGUGUGUGUGUAUGUAUGUAUAUAUGUAUAUAUAUGUGUGUAUAUAUAUAUAUAUAUAUAUAUAUAUAUAUAUAUAUAUAUAUAUAUAUAUAUAUAUAUAUUUUUUUUUUUUUUGUCAGCCGUUUAUUUGCUGGCAUUUAAUUUAUUUUUGUUUUACAUUAAGACUGAAGGAACUCAUCUGACGCUGUCAGCCUAUCUAAGCUGCCCCUUAAUACUGACGCUAUUGAGGAAGCAUUGGCCCGAGCAAAAUGUAUAAAGAAGGAAUAUAAGUGGUUAUGGUGCUUAGAACGUCUCUUUUUAAAUAUGCAAGUUAAACUUUUGUCUUUGCCAGAAAUCUGUAGGAGUUUUGCACGUCUACUCUACGUGGUUUUGUAGGAUAUGUUGUCCAACAUACAGCAGUUAUGAAAGUAAUGUUUACGAGCACAGGGAAUUGCCUGUGAUGUCACUGACCAAGGUUCGGUUAUUUUCAGCAAUUGGUUUAUUUGCUUUUUUUUGCGAAAUUUUGUAGUGCUAAGGAAUCGAUUUUUUUACUGGACAUUCUGUCCAUUUUUGCUACUUUUUUAUUUUUUACGCAAAUAUUUUAACAGCUGUUGCUUUAAUUUAGUGGAAAUAUUCUUGGUUAACUGAAUUAACAUUUUGGGAAAAAAGUAAGCUUUUUGAUUUUUCUAUUUGUUUUAUGUAUAAACCCAAAUCAGCGUUGGAGAUGUUGGACAUACUGGUGACAAAUCAGACGUUUGAAGGUCUGCAAUCUGUGCAUGGACAAUAAAACCUGCCCGGCCUGUCUUUUAGGAAAUGCUGUUACGAUAAAGAUCUUGAGAUUCCAUUCUUUCUCAAAUGUUGUUGAUGUUGUAGUUGGAAAUGCUAACAAGAAUCUAUGGUUAUAAGCGUAAAGGCUAGAACCUACAAGGAGCAAAGAAUGAAAUGGUGGUAGUUGCUUUUAUGAAUUGAUUGUAGAUAGAGAGAGACUGGUCCUAUUCAGGAAAUUCAAAUUGGUGUAAAGUUUUCUGCUAGGUUACACAGAGCUCUGUUGGAGAAGACCGCGUGACCCCAAUUUCUCGUGCGACUGUCUGCAACUGGGACAUCAAGUUGAGUUGCACUUUGUUAGUUGAGGUGGACAGCUGUCUAGAUGAGAGCUAAGAUUUUUAAUUGAAUCCCAAAGGAUUCAACCAGCCUGUGUACUGAUUGACAGAGGUGUUAAGUUAGAACAAUGGUGCUCUAACAAUGAGCUCAAAAAAACAAAACAAAAAAACUGAGAAUCCAGACUCACAAAGGAAAAUUAUUAAAUGUUUUUAUUUAAAGGUUUACACUAACACCAACGAGAUACCAAAAAACAAUGGUCUGUAUUUGAGAAAAUAAGUGUACAUAAACAUCUAUUUAUACAUAUGACUAAUUAUUAGUUUUAUAAAUGACCAUCUAUUAGUUUCUAUUUCUGCAUAUGACCUUUUAUUAGUUUAAUACAUUUUUGAGUGCAAAAUUUAUUAGUUUUUCUUUUUGGUUGGUUAGGUACAUGGUGGAGUCAUACCUACUUGAGUCCUGCACCAAACUAUUUCUGUUCAGGUGGUAUACUAUUCAUUGCUGGAAUAAUCUUUCAUAUUCAAGCAACAUUUUAAAAACCCAAAAGACAUGGAAUGAUUGUGUCUAAUAUUCUCAAAGUUUCUAAAAACAUUCUGAAUUUUAAUUAUUAACUAGCUAUUUUACAAUAAAACAUUAUUUUUUUUUUAUUUUUUUUUUUUCAACAAUUUAUAUAUUAUAUAUAUAUUAUAUUUUUAAUACAAUUUUACAGUACAGUUGUUAGGUGGAGUUUAAUGGUCCCUUUUCUUUGACUUCUGAGUUGGGGGUGGUUCCAAGGGUUGGAAAAAAUGCUGACAGCAUAAUGGGAGUUGCGUUUCUACAAAAGCUGGAAUGAAUAAACUAACAUCACACAAUUAAAAAUAGUUCUAUAUAGAAAAUGUGAACUAAAAGCCAUUUUCUAAUUUUAGACCACAGUAUCCUCUAGUACUACAAGGCAGUUAAAAAAAAAAACAAAAAAAACAUAAAACUCCACAACUACUAAACAAAAGGUGUGCACCCUGUAUCCAGGAGGGACACAUUUUCCAAGGAAAGAAGGAUGACUUUGUAACUUGUAAGUGCUGCUUUUUUUUUAUUUUUUUAUUGAAUUCAACGUCUGUCAUAUCCUUAUUUAGAGUUCUUAUGAUCUAUCCUUUUUAUACAUUUUAUUUUCGAGCACUUUCUGCACCUAAAUAACAAGUGAAUCAUUAUUACAAGGAGUGUUCCAAUUGGUCCAUUCCACGUGUGAGCUCUGCAGCCAAUAGCCGGUCCUGUUUGGUUCUGAAGUUACAAGCCGUUCCUAAACAAACCCAUGUUGCUCUGACCCUACCUUCUAAAUGUGCCAUCACGGGUAUGCUAAAAGAAUUCAAUCUAUAAAUAGAGAGCCACAUCUUCUAAUUUAGAUUUGACUAAAACUUCUGUUCUGGUUCUCGUGCGUCUACAGAUUGGGAAAUAGGACAACAGUCCAGGUGCUAAGCAUGACUAGACACAUUGGUUUAAGUGUAAGUUUCAAAAAAAAAAAAAGGUCUGCUGAUAAGUAAGAUGUAUUUUGUUUCAACUUUGUCAAAUUAAAACCGUUUCUUAAAGGGACACUCCAUUCCAGCAGGUUAACUGCAUGUUGUUGCAGGGUUGUUUUUUCUGAAAUUGAGAAAUUUACAUUUAUUAUUAUUUAUUUUUAAUUCCCCUUAAUAACACCUCCUGACUUUCGAGCAGAAAGCUUUCAACUCUUGUUCAUAGUGGAAGCAAGUGCUUCUCUGGGAGAAGCAUUGUUAUUGUGUACUUUUAUGGUUUUUCUUUGAGACAAACCUGAUUGGUCUCAACUCUUCCCUAAUGAUGACUUUGCAGGAAUUGGCUUAGAACGGUAAACUCGUGGAUAAAGCGUUUCAUUUUAACAUUUUCAGUGCUGAAGGUGGGUUUAUCAUCUAAAGACUUUAAGGCAUACUCCAAUAAUAAAAAAAAAAAAUUAAAAUUUUUUUUUUUUUAUUGGAGUGUUAAAAUUAAGCUUGAGUACUGUGCACUAUUCUGGCAUGGAAACGAGCUGCUGUUAUAUUUUCCUCAUGUUAAAAUUAAAACUGCAAUGCAUCUAUCUAAAUAGUCUACUCUCGGACUGCUUUGGUGCAAAACAAAAAUUCAGAGUUGACACGAGCAUGUUCUAGUUAAUGCUUUGUUAUCCAACGAUAAUUGCCUGUGGUAUUUACUAAUGUGAUUCAACUUAUCCAAAGUCUCCACUGACCAUCUGUACUUGGCACGGUUUCUCUGUUGCUAGGACUCUGCGUUAAGAAGAAUGUCAACUCACUGUUUACUUAGGAAGAUGCUCCCAGUCACAAACAAUUCCUGUCGGAGUUCAUGGGUGCUAUUUAGACGAUUCUGCCACUUAACUAAAUUAAAAAUAUAUAAGCUGCUGAACUAAACUAAAAAUGUAAAAUGAACAAUAAGACUCCAGUGUGUCUAAGCUAUAUGUAAGAGGGAACUUGGCUUAGGUUUGAACUAGUCUUGAGGUUGCAGAGAGCUACCCAGGAGCCAAGUGGUCUGACUAAACCUAGGUUGAAAACAAACCAAAAUCUGUCCAAUAACACGGUAUUCAUUCUGUUUUUCUAAAUCAGGGCGUGUUAUUGCUUCAUUUUCCCCAAAUGGAGGGGCUACUUGUUGAUGGGCGGUCAGCGUGCCCCUUAGCUUUGCUGUCCUCUUUGUACAUAAAUUUUAAUUUCUUUAAUAUGGACCAUUGUUGGUCAGUUUUCGUAUGCUUAUUACAUUGUUGCACAUUUCUUUUAAAGUGUCUGUGAUAGUCUGGGCUAGAUGUAAAAAAAACAUAAAUGAAUGUGGCUGAAGUAGCCAAAUUCACACAGUUGGCAUUCGAAUGGCUGGUAGUACUUGGUACCUCUAUUGGAUAGAACAUUUCCAGCAAGUUAGUUCACGAGGAGUCUCUUUGGUAGAGUUGCUACUUUUAGCUGAAUAUAUUGUGGCCCCAAGAUAUCUGUGCAAUCCAGGCCUGCAGAACCUAAUACAGAGUACUCUGUUACAAAGCUGUAAGUAAUAUAUGUGCUGAUGUUGCCUCCAGAGGUUUGUGAAUGAGGAUCUGUGCUGAGCACACUAGAUCACCAUAGGGACCAUUGACCUUAUCAAAUGUCAUUUUGAAUGCCGUAAAACUCGCUGCUAUUGGUCUCUAGAGUAGCAGAACCCUUUUAAAAUGGAGCAAUCCUGCUUCUCCAUAUGACAGUCCAUGGUUUUGGCAGAUUCUAGGUGAACACCACCUGCCUAAGUACAUAUUACCAACUGUAAAAGGACGAGGUCUUGGCGACGGUCUUGGUAUGAUUUGCCUUGUUCAGGCUGAACUCGUCCUACCAGUGGAAAAACCUCUUACCGAUACAGCAUACAAUAGUAUUGCAGACUACACUGUGCCUUCUGCUUUGUAGGAGCCGUUUCUCCAUGAUGGCGUGUACGCCGAAUUGGCUUGUGGAUCACUUUGGAAGAAUAUAACUGGCAUACACAGUCUUGACCUCAAAUCCCACUGCACACCUUCUGAUGAACUGCAUCAAACCAUUGCCUGACCUCUCAGUUUUUAAUGCUGAACAGAGACAGACGACCCCCCUGCAACUGUGUUCUGGCAUCUAGUGAGGAACAGCCUUCCUAGAGGAAUGUUAAUUACCUUCAUUUUGGAAUGAGAUGUUCAUUAAGCAGGUGUCUUACAUGCUUUGAGCUACAUAGUGAUAGUUUUUUUUCACCCCCUCUUCUUUACGAAAGGAGCUAAAUUUGGUGUUUAGCAAGAUUACUGGUUUUGAGAACUGUGCAACUCUGUUUAAUAUGCAACUCACAUGAAACUCUUUCACAGACACAGGUUUAGAGUUUGAACUUCAGAUUGUAACAUUUUGAUUGAAGGCUUAAAUUAUAGAUGAGUACAAAAGGAUUGCAGUUGCUCAAAAAUGUGAUAUUUCAAGCAAACAAUUAGAGGUACUGCCAUAUCUCUGAAACAGACUCUUUCUGUAGUUAGUACAGUGGUACUCUAACUUACCUAAACACCAAGCAGAUAUAUUUAAAGGGACACUAGACUCAGCAGAACUACUACAGCUUAUUGUAUUUGUUCUGGUGGGUAGAAUCAUUCGCUUCUGGCUUUUUGCAGUAAACUGUCUUUUCAGAGAAAAUGCAGUGUUUACAUUAGAGCCUAGUGAUAACUUCACUGGCCACUCCCCUGAUGGCUGCUAGAGGUGCUUCCUGGGGCAGUGCUGCACAGCGUGACUGCCAUUCAGGAUCUCCACUCUCUGCAUGGACACACUGAACUUUCCUCAUAGAGAUGCAUUGGUUCACUGAUUGGUAAGGGCAGUGUUUGGCUUGUGCUGGCUCUGCCGCUGAUCUGCCUCAUUGACAGUCUCAGCCAAUCCAUUUUUAUUGGCUCAGAACAUACCUUCUGAUGAUGUCAGCCAAGCCGGUAGAUCAGCGGUAGAGCCAGAAGCAGCAGACUGGAGUAAAGGUAAGAUUUUGCUAUGGUUAGAGAAGAAAGUGGGGACCAGAGGGGUUGGAUGGUGGUUUUAACACUAUAGGGUCAGGAAUACAGUGUUCAUUUAAGUAAUGAACCCCUAUAGUGUUAAUUUAAAUAAUACAGACCUUCUUUUAACAUGCCAGAGAGGGGGUAAUGUCCUUUUUGUAUUGGUUAAAUAUAGGCCUUGCUUCUAUCACUGGAUAACCCGUGUAAUAUGUGAAUUAUAAAAUUCAGAAAAUUGGCUUACAGGAGUCUGUAGUAAAUUGGCUUUCAAUAUUAAAAGACCAUAAAUUAAAGUUUUAUUUCUACAUUAAAUUUUUUAAUUUUUAAAUUUAAAGUUGGAAGGUGUGUGUUGGAAUGGGGAGACAGAGUUGAGUAAUUGUGGUUUCAGUUCUAUGAAACCAGUAUUAAAUCUCUUCCAACCUUAUCCUACUCCUCCGUAGAACGUGGUAAGAAUGGCCAUCAGAAAUUCAUACCAAAAAUCUCAGUGUUGCUUUCGUCAAUUCUCAGUAGAAAACUCAGCUAAAGCUAAAGUUCCAUAUCCAUUUUCGAAUGAACAUCUGAUUUCUUUGAAGAUGCUGCUAUUUUUCUUCCUUGACUUGCUUUGGAGCCUGAUGUUACAAGAUUCAGGAUAAAAAUAAACCAUUAUCUCAUUUGCCACAGUGGGAAAGGCCUGGUGUACUGUCUCUGUAAUCACACUGACAAAAAAAUCUCAAACCUUUUUUGUUUAAUAUGCUGUAUAACAAGAUGCAGAAUUUUUCUGCUGAUAUCCAUAAAUCUCAAACUAGAUAUUUUGUAAGCUUGGUAAAUUCUAAAUCUCAACAAUACAUUUACAUUUAUUUUUUUUUCUCUUUACCAAAGGAGCUAAAUUUGGUGUUUAACAAGAUUACUCAUUUUGAGAACUGUGCAACUCUGUUUAAUUAAAAUGUAAGAUAUAAAAAAUAUUUAAUAUAAUGGCCCCCAAUUUUUAGUACCGAAAACUUCCAUUGAUGGCUGUGUGAAUGGUCUGUGAAUGGUCUAAGCUCUAUUUUUGGGGAUGACAUAUUUUCAGUGCUUCUCCCCUUAAUUUGGAUAGGAAAACCAGGUAUAAAGGCUAAUCAAAGUAAGAGGCACAUGUGGAAACCAGGAAGUCAUAUAAAUUUUUCUUUUAUAAUUUGCAGUUUUACUUGGCUUGAUUUUAUUUAUUUUUGGGGUGGGUGUAAUUAGACUAAAGUGAACAGAGUGAGGUAGAUUUAUAAAUCACUAGGACUUUAUUUAAUCUUUCCAAAUUAUUCAAUACUCUAAAAAAACAAAAAAAAGACAACUAAUCAAAUUAUUUACCCACAAAAAUUCCCAUAAGCUUCAAUGAGUCUCAGUCUCAAUUGAGGAAGUCUGAUGCUGCUGGUAACCUUUGUGGUUAAACCGUUUGAGAAUGAUGUUGUUAUGGUGCCCAAAGUGUUGUUUUCAUUUUAAUAGUUAUUUCCAUUUAAGUCCUUGACUUCAUGCUUGUAGUAUUCUGAGUAGUUAAAUGGCAAGCUGUUAAUAUUUACCUGUGACUUUUUAAUUAUCUGGUCUGAGACGGACAUCUACAAGUCGUGUACAAAAAAAAUAAAACCAAAAACCUGAAGUCUUCUGGGUAAAAAUUGUGAUACUUUGUUUUACAUUUUUUUAAUUUUUUUUUUUUUUUUUGUGAUUCAGGUGCUGCUGUAUUGUAAUAUUAUGUUGCCUGUAAAGGAACUCACACUGUGAGAGCUUUGUAUUAUAUUUGGCAUAUUGCUUUAUGAAUAACGUGGGUAAUCCUGUUGCAUUUCUGCCUUUUGUAGUUAAAUAGCAGAGUGAGCCAACCAGCAUUCUAUUGCUUUUUAACUGUAUUUGAACUAGAACCAGUGUGUAAUCUCAAGUGGUAUAUUUUUUUUUUUCCAUAUAUGGUUUUUAUUGAAAUGUCAUUGAAGUGGUACAUCAUAGUAUAAAUUCAGGUUAAAACAACAUACAUUGAUUUUAUCACAGUUGUCUUUAACAUUCAGGUGCUGUAAUAACCCAUGAAUUGGCAAUGUGCAUUCCACAAUUCUACAUUUCAGUUUUUCUUAUAACUUGAGGGAUAAUGGGGAGGGAUACAGAAAGGAAAAAGGGGGGAGGGGGUUGGGGGGGGGGGUAGGGGGCGCAUGAGUUCAUUUAUGUACAUUCUGGUAGUUUUGCAUAUUUUGUACCUUGAGUUGUGGACGUAAUGUCAUAUUAUUAAUAAUAAUAAAGCCUGUGAUAGUGACCCACACUUCAUCUUAUUUGGUUAACCAGCUACCCCAUUCUUCCUCGAAUUUUUCCCCUCGGCCUUGAAGUCGGUAGGCCAUAUGCUCAUAGGAGCUGAUCACAUCUAGCUUUUGUGUAACUGCCAGUAUAGUGGGGGGGGACUUGUUUUUCCAUAGUGAGGCUAUAUUGACCUUCGCUACUGUGAGUAUGUUGAUAAUUACUUUCCUAUGGGGUUGUCUCCUCAAGUCGGGUAUCAUGUGUAAUAGGCAUUGUGAUGGCGUGCAUGAUAGACUCAUUUGCGUAGUUUUUAAUAUUAGUGACCGCACUUGUGCCCAGUAAGUGUGCAAUCCCGGGCAUUCCCAGAAGAUGUGUAGCAUUGACCCUUUCGCUCGUUCACAUCUCCAACACAUUUCCGAUGAAUUUUGGUACAUUUUAGCCAGCCUCUGUGGUACUAAGUACCACCGCAUGAUUAUUUUACAGUAUGCCUCCCACAGUGUUAGGCUUCUGGAUGCUUUUUUUUGUCCAUGUCAUGGCCUCAUACCAUUGGUCCAUGGGAAAUGUCGUUCCCAAUUCUUUUUCCCACUGAUGCAUAUAAGCUAGUUUUGUUGGAGAUGAGGAUGGGCCACCUAGGAUGGCGUUGUAACAGAGAGACAAAGCUUUUGAUUUUGUCGGUGAUAGAGCACGAUUAAGAGUCAGAGUUGCUGUUUGGGUGUUUGCCCGGAGUUUUAUUAGUUUGGUUGCCAGUAUAUUUUUUACCCUUAGGUAUAGGAAUAGGUCUCUUGAGUCUAGAGAGUACUGCCUUUUUUUUAGAUUAGGGUAUGGUUUGACAUUGUCUUUCUCCAGUAGGUCCUGCACUGAGUGUAUCCCUUUCUGUCCAAGUUUUUACAGUUAGGUCUGGGGAUAAAGCCGACAAGGCUUCUAUCGGGGCCUCUCUCAGCAAUUUAUCGGCGGGCAGUAGUGUUGGGCUCCAAGCUAUCCAGGAGGCCAGUAAGAACCGCGUGCAGUGUAGUGGCCCUAUACUCGUCACUCUGGGGAAGCUGUUGACCCACAAGGUGUACGUUAUGUCGUAAGGACGCAGACAUGCGUUUUCUAGGGGCAGCCAUAUAGGGUGAUGUUUUGUCAGUGUAUGGUUUAAGAGUCGUAUCCCCUGUGCCAAUAUUGUAGCUCUGUAGUACGCCCUGAUGUCUGGAAGUCCCAGGCCCCCUUUUAUGUAGGGGAGUCCCAGUUUGUUCCUUGCUACUCUGGGUGGUUUUUUCUUCCAGACAUGAGCGUUUAUCACGCUUUGGAAUCUGUUCACCAAUUUGUUUGGUAGCGCUAUGGGUAUCGUACGAAAGAGGUAGAUAAUUAAUGGAAGAAUCAUCAUCUUUAGCGAGUUUAUUCGACCUAACCAUGAGACGUCUAAAGUUGCCCACUUUCCCAAGUCCCGGUCGAUGCGUCGUAGUAGCGGUAUAUGAUUCUCCUGGGGGAGGGCUGGAACUGUUUUCGUCAAUUGUAUACCCAGGUAAUUCAAUGAUUUGUCUCGCCAGUCAAAUUGAUAUAAGCCUUUUAGGUCCGCGAGUAUGUCGUGUGGGAGGUUGAUUGGCAACGCCUGUGUCUUAGUGGAGUUGUUCUUGUAAUAGGAUAUUAAACCAUACGCUCUCAGCAACUCUAGUAAGUGUGGGAUAGAUGAUUUCGGCUCUACGAGAAAGAGGAGAAUAUCGUCAGCGAAUAGGGAUAUCUUUUUGGGACCUCCGGGCGUGUCUAGACCCUUGAUUUGGGGGUUUUCUUUGAUGAGUCGCAGUAGGGGUUCUAGGCAUAGUAUAAAAAUGAGCGGGGACAAGGGGCAUCCCUGACGUGUGCCGUUCUGGAUGUUAAAGGGCUUUGAGAGAAAACCCGUGCUGAAUACUUUGGCUGACGGGGUUUUAUAGAGGGCCAGAAUGCUGGAGAUGAAGAGUGCUGGGAAACCCAUUUUAGUCAGUAUCUGUUCCAUGUACCCCCAGUGUAAGCGGUCGAACGCUUUUUCCGCGUCCAAAGCUAAUAUCAGUCCUUUUUGUGAGGUGCGGUUUGCCCAAUCAAUUAGGUUGAUAAAGUGUCUGGUGUUAUCCCCUAUUUGUCUGCAAGUGGUAUAUUGACGGCACAAUUGUGGCCUGCGUUUUGGUUUAAUUCGGCCCCACGGGUACUUUGUUAAAUCUAUACGUUGUGGUCCCGAGUGAAUCCCCGAGCGCCGCUGAGAACUUGCAGUCCCGCGGCGCUCAAAGAUCCAGAGAUUCUCUAGAUCUUUGAACGCCGCGGGACUGCAUGUCCUCAGUCUGCGUUCUCGCGAUCUCUUGGACAUCGCGGAAGCUCAUCGAAGUCGCAGGAUUUGGACAGAGGGAGAAGGGGCGGAAUAAAGGGAUCUGUAUGGUGACGGAAUAAAGGGAUCUGUAUGGUGAUGGAAUGAAAAGUAUACUGUUGGCAAUAAACUUUGCAUAAAAUAGUUAAUUUGCAUUUAAUUUUAAUGGUUCAAAGAAUGUCAGGCAAAAUGGUUGUCUCUCACGCAUGUUCACUUUAAUCAAAUCUAGCCCACUUUAAAGGUUUAGACACCCCUGGGUUAGGCCAUCCUACAUGCUUAUUACCUGUUGCAAUAAUUUUUUUUUAAAUUUCUAAAGAUCAUUAUUGACGGGAAACUUGUUUAUUCAGUUGAUCUAUUGUCCUACACGUAUGUAUUUAUGUAUAAUACUAAAUCCCCUAUAUAUUAUCCAAGGUAAGCUUUAGGAGAAACCUGCCACACACAGCAGAUGGACAUGCAGAUGAGAACAGAUUUUUAGCUUUCAAGGAGCCUGCUUUACAAGGGGGGUCUAUAUUUCUAUAAAGCAUAGUUUGACUGGUAUCAACUCUCCUUUGCUAGGUUGCAGCAUAGAGCAUUUGCCUCCCUGCCAAUCAGGGGAGAUAAACGUAUAUCCCUGACUAGACUUGUGCAUGUUCUACGUGGUAACAAACUGUCUUUAUAUAAUUUAGCAGCAGAGAACUUUUCUGCACUAACUGUCUGGGAUGGUGGUGUGCUCCAUUAUGCCACAUGGAUAAGAAAGGGGAGCCUAUGAGCUGUCUCUGCACCAGCAACGUGCAGGGACAGCUCCUUUACUUCUUAGUAGUGGAUGGGGCUUUAUUUCCAGAUCUCUCUCUGUUGGCAGUGAUUUUGAAGUCCAUGUUGGUAGCUGGACCUUAAAAGUUUCUCUCCACUGCACGCCAUAGAGCAAUACCCACCUGAGGUUAAUCUUUACUCACCAAAAUAAAAUACGCACGCAAGCACUCUCUCUCGCUCCUCUCUCUCUCUCUCGUCCCCUCUCUCUGUUUCUCUGUCUCUCUCUCGUUACUUUAUUUUGUGUGUUUUUGACUAUAUGUUUUAAAAAUGUAAAUGCACAUACUCCCAUAAUACAUAGCAAGCGGAGUGGACCAUUUUACCUCUCCAUCCAUAAACCAGACCGGUCCAAACCUGCGACUGCUGGGGUUUCUGGUAGAAUGCUAAAACUGAGAACCUGUAGGCAGAGCACACUACAGACGUAGCUGUAAUCCGUACUGUUUGUGGGAGCUGGUUGAGAUGCAUUUUGUCAGAGGGUGCAGCUUUCUGGAUUGAGCCUUGGUUUCUGUGUUCAACCACAAAAAUGUCUGCUGCCUUCAGGUGAGAGAACUGCAGCUUUACUAAUUUGUUUUUUCCAGGUUGCAGCCUUAAACCUUUCAUACAUCAACAGCAGGCACAUUGUGAGGUUUAUCUGGCAACAAGAAACAUUUAAUCUCAAACUUCGAAGAGAGCAAAGACGUCACAUGGAAACUAAUGUUGGGGAAAUGGCCUAAGCAAAAAAAGCUUCUGUUACUGAGGUGCUUAUCAGUGUAUCAUACUGACGUACGGGACUGUUUUAAUGGAAAAUCACACCAGCCUGAUAUAUAUAAUAUUUUAAGGCCCAGCUACUAACAUGGACUUUUGUAUUUUUAAAUGUGUGGGGUUUUUUUAAUUCUCCUUUUGGAAUGUUACGGUGUAUGCUCUUCACCUUGUAAAUUGCAUCUUAUCUGUGUAGCAAUUUAUACUCUAAUAUUUUGCUGUGGGUGUAAAUCAUGCAUUUAAGUUUCUGUCUUGGGCUAAACUGUUUUAGUUGCAAUAGUAAGCAGUGCAGCUCUAUUCACCCACAAUAAGAUCAAAAUGCUUGAAAUCUGAUCCAGUGCGUCUCAUAAACUUGGGGUAAAGGGAAACUAUAGUGUUAGUAAUACAAGACUUCUCUCUGUGCCUUCCCCCUGGCAAAUAAAGGGUCAAUACCUUCUAACACUUACCAGAUUCCAGCUGUGAUGUCAUUUGGCGCUUGGUCGGGUGGGACUUAACGCACAGCGAGCGCCGCGCAUGCAUUAAGCCUAUAGUGUUCCAUUAAGUCAUGGGUUUGGGGGCUGUCGCCAGCAUGCCAUGUAUGAAGACAAAAGAUUUCAUCUGUGCAUGGAAUUAGCAUUAGCCACCUCGGAGCAAGUCUUUCAUGGCUGUCUAAAUGACGCUGCCAGAGGUGGGGCUAUAAGGCGACAAAACUUAUUUUCUCUGUAUGUGUAGUGUUUAAUAAUGAAUCGCUGCACAUGCAGACAUCGUGCACCAUGGUCACUUCAAAUCACUGAGGUUGUCGUGACACUUUGUGUAAUCCUUUUAAUAUCCUUUAAUAUAUAUAAUUUUUUUUUGUCUUUUUGUCUUUUUUUUGUCUUUUUUUUGUCUUUUUUUUGUCUUUUUUUUUUGGCAUUUACUGAUUAAUAAUUAGUUUGCAUGAUGAUUACUCUCUAAUUAUUGCCAUCGUUUCUUCAAGACUUUUGUGAGUAACCCGGAUCUGGAACGGUAUCAAAAUAUACUGUUCUCCUUUAAGAAAUUGUAUUUCUUUUUUGAGUGGUCCAGCACUAACAUGUUAGACUGGAAUAAUGAUAAGACCUUUCCAGGACACACUUGAAAGCAAGUGAAUUUUCAAUGUAUUCUUCCUGGAAAACAAUUCAUAAAUAAAUAAUCCUCUCCCGGCAGUUUUCAUAGAAAUAAAAUUUACCUAAUGGAAACUUAAUAGCAACCACAACAUAUUGCAGUUCGCAUGCAAGAGUUGAAAUCUAAGGAAGGCUGUAGUUUCAACGUCUCCAAAACCUCAUAUCGUACCUCCUGAUGUUUUGCGAUAUGGAAUUGACAAGGGAAGAGAUCUGAUCAGGGGGGCCAGUGGCAGUAAAGGAAUGCUUUCUGGUGGUUGAGCAGUUAGAAGAAAGAGUUUUAUUCUGGUGUGCAUGGCAGCUCUGUAUGCUACCCUUGCAUAGAAAUGUUCUCGCAUAAGCAGAAAUGGCCUGCAUUGGCUUUGCAUAGCCUGACCAUCAUAGGCGUGUGCAGCCUAUUGCAUUAGGGUGUGCACCCUAAAGCACAAGCCGUGUGUGUGUGUUUGUGUGUGUGUGUGUAUAUAUAAAAAAAUAAAAUCUGGUAGUGUGUGUGCGUGCUUGUGAGGGUGCUGUUAAUGUAUUGUGUGUGUGUGUGAGGGUACUGGUAGUGUGCUGUGUGUGUUUGUUUGGGUUGUGUUUGUGAGGGUGCUGUGUGAGUGGGUGCUGUGGUGUGUGUGUGUGUGGGUAGAUUACUUAAUAUCCCCCCUCCCUUCUUACUUUAUGUAGGUAGGGGGGAUUCUUGUUCCUUGCUGCCUUCCCUGGAGGUCCAGUGGAGGUGGGAGCAUAUUAUUUAAUAUCUCCGCUGCCUUCUUACCUUAUGUAGGGAGGGGGGAUUCUUGUUCCUGCUGCUAGAGUUCACUCUCGCAAGAUCUGAGCGUUGCUGCAGGCAAUAGCUCCCCGGGUCCUCUCCUGCCUCCCUCCGUGCCGGUGGGUCGGAAGCUGAGAGCAGGGUUGGAAGCUGAGAGCAGAGCCAGCGCUCGGAUAGCGCCGGCUCUGCAUGAGCUGACAGGGGAGAUCCUAAGAUCUCCCCUGCCGGUCUCAAUACAUAGGCGUGCCGUGGGGAUUAGGGUGUGCCCAGGCACACCAGGCACACCUCGUGUGCACGCCUAUGCUGACCAUGCUAGAAUUGAGAUCCCAAAGCAGGACUGUCCCACUAGAUUCGAGACAGUUGGGUGGUGGUAUACUCUGAUCAUGUUUAUCAAGAUUCUAUUCCGAGAAGAGAUAAAAAUCCUGCAGCGUGCGUGUUCCUGCCAGGGCAAAGGAAGGCUAAAUAUCUAUGCAGAAAGUAGAGUUUUGCAGAUUACCUUAUUUGCCCAAUAAAGUGAUUAUAGUUUAUUUUUACAUCAGAGUUGCAGGCUUGCCGAUAGAAAAUGGAAUAUGUCUGCAGAUGUAGACCUUGCUCUGGUUGUCUUUGGCAGCGUGCCCAUGAUCUAAACCACUUGGUAUCUGCUUGUAAUAGCAGAGCUUUAAUGAAAAAUGUAUCUAUUAUUUUUCUUUAGUGCACUUCACAAACCUUCCACUGGUAUAGACGGACAACCCAUUAUGCUUCCCACUUUGCUUACGUAGUGUUAAGAGUUAUGCCAACCAGAAACUGUGUUUUAAUAAAAUACGGUUUUACGUUAAGAAGUAAAGGAGGAUAACCUGUACUAUAAUGCCAAGGCCAAGUUCUCUCUCAGACCCAUCCUCCUUUAGUGAUGUCCCUCCCCCCUACUGCAGGACGUCCUGGAUCACCGCUUAAUGGAAGGACUUGGAUGGCAUGGAGUUGGGGGGCCACGCAGCCAUUGGUCAUGCUGUGUGAACUGACACAAGAUGCCAGGUAUGCACUAAUUUAACAUUAGCCAAACCAAAACUCUAAUUUUGGGAUGGAUAAUGAUGCUGCUGGAAGUGGGUUUACCCUUUUGGCAGGAAAGGUGGCCUUAACCCUGUAUGGGCAGAGUUUCAAACCAAAACAAAGCACGAAUAGGCUCCAGCAACCAUGACGGGGUUAAAUCGCUGAAGUGGUCAUGUUGCUGAGAGGAACCCUUUUUUUUUAGGAUACAUAAUUGUUCUCCUGUUUCGAAUUGAGCACAUGCCAACAAAAUAAAGUGUAAUUGAAAAAUAAUUCUGUAACGUUGACAUUGCAAAAGCUUCUUCUUGCAUUAACUUUUUAUACAAUAUUUCCAAGCCCCCAUCUUCUAAGCUAAAACCCCAUGGAGUUGCAUAGCACUAAAGUGGUUACAUUUUUUUUUAAAUAAUUCAUCCUCUUUGCCUAGCAAGCUAUAGAAUUCUGUUGCUGUGAUAGCAUUGUUACCGAAGGAUUGAACUCCAACUCCAAUGAUGCAUGGCCGACCAAUUUUGCAGUCUGCUACUGAGCCUCUUUCAUUUAAAGGAACAUCAAAGCGUUUAGACAUGCACUCCUAAAACUAUAGUGUUCCCCUAUCUAUAGAAGGUGGCUUCCCCCUGCUGUAAGUGUAUAAAGGAGUUUUCCCUGCCAUUACUCCCUUGCUGAGGUCACCCUGCCUCUUUGGCUGAUGAUAAUCAAGAUUGAUGAUCUCAGCCAAACCAAAGUUGUCCCAUAGGAAACAUUGGAAGCAUAGUGUGCAUGCGUGCAAAAAUCACCUCUCUUCUCCCACUUAAAUGGUCUCUGAGACUAUUUGAUUGUAUAGCAGUGUUUAUCUUGGCUAUGGAGGAAGCACCCCUAGUGGCCAUCAGGAAGAGAGCACUAGAGGUGCAUUUAGCCUAUCCAUGUAGACCUCGCUGUGUCUACAAAACUGCAAUGUUUUACAUGGAAGGGUUAAAAUGACUGGAGUUCUGGAAGUGGCCUGUUAGACUUUGGUAAUCCUAUAUCCUGCUGGGCAGUAUUUUCUAUGCCAACCUACUUUCUGUUAGAAGAACAACUAACACAGGUGUGUCUGGUAACAUUUAAACCCUUUAUGGUUCAUUCUUUAUUCCAGCCGGAGACUAACAAUUCUUACAUUCAUGGGAUUAAGCAGGUUGCAACUCAUCUGUGUGGUUAAAAUCUUCAUCCACUCGUUAUUGUCAGUAUUGUCUUUUAUUUACAGCCAUUAUUUAAUAGGAAGGAAGCUUUAUUAUAAGAAUGAGGAAGUUCUCCUGGUUUCUGUCUUGAUUAUUGAAACAAACCAGAGUUUUAUUAUCAAUAUGUGAAAAAUCACUGGUGACUUCUAAAAUUUUCUGGGAACUCCACAAAAAAUUAUAUUUGUGAACUUUCUCAUGGUACCAUAAUCCCCUUGCUCCACCAUGUUUUCCACCGCGUUUGCAGACCUAUAUUUGCCACCGCAAGCAGAAAGGAAAAACCAUAUAGUAAUAAAAUAAAUAGAAUUGUUUAUUUUUAAUUAUGCUAAUUUACAGGUGUUUAAUAAUGGCCUCUUUGGCUAAGGUUAGCAAAAUAAAGCUACGUGAAAUUUAACUAAUUGGGAUGAAGGUACAGACUUAUCAUUGCAGGCCAUACAUUUGUUGUUGUAAAAUAUUUGUUUCAAAGUUUGUGGUGUGUUUGUUUUUUAUUAUAUGUUUUAACUUUAAUUAGAAGGUGUACAUGGCCAAACUAGUGGACAAAACCGUAAACCAGAUGAUUCCAACUACAUAGUUCAUAGACCAAUUGUGCUUCAUGAAGUGAGUAUCAUUAAGUUGGGGUAAGAAUAUCUAGAUCCAACCGUCAACAUCAGGUGAAGGCAACCUUCGGCACUCCAUAUAAUGCUUUGCCAGUAUUAUGGCUUUAAAAGCAUGAUGGGAGAUGUAGUCCACAGCAUCAGAAGUGCCGAUGGUUGCCUGCCCUGAUCUCGAUACGAACAGUCUAGAUAAGUGGUUCCCAAUUAAUUUUUCCAGUGGAACCCUUUGACGUAGUGUAUCAACAUCGUAGAAUCUCCCCCCACAAAAUAAAAAAUGGUGCCGUUUUUUGUAUGUGCUGGUGUGUCAAGGUGUGUACAUCUGUGCUUGUAUGUGCCAGUGUGUGUUUAUCGGUGUAUAAAUCUGACACCCACAGACACACACAAACACUGUGUGUGAAUCUGACACACAUACACACUCGCAGAUAGUGACACACAGUGUGUAUCUGUGUCUCAGGGUGUGUGUAUCUGUGUUUGUAUGUGCCAGUGUGUAUCUGUGUGUGUGUAUGUAUCUGAUACAAGCACACACACGCACAAAGUGGCACACAGAUGCACAUCUUGACUCACAGAUAUACACACACACACAGUGACACAUACACAAACCUUGACACACAGUCUUUGACAGACACACACAUACACUCUCACUGACACACACAUCCUCUUUUUGACACACACAGACACAUACAAACUCCCUAACAGACACACGUACACUUUUUUAAAUUUUUUUUUUUUACAUUUUACUCCAACCAGCCCCCCUACCUUUAGGAGUGCUGGCAUUGAGUCCCUUGGGUCCAGUGAGGCUGCUCAGCAUCUGACGUGCUGAGCGUGCAGUCCCAGGGGUCCAGUGGGCCUGGCGUGCGGGUGGCGAGGGAGCAGUGAUCUCCCUGCUCCGCUCCCUCCCGCUCUUCUUAGUGAUGCCGGAGCAGGAGUGACAUCAUAUUCCGGCUCCAGCAUCACUGCUCUGCGCGCGAGGGAGCUGAGCAGGGAGAUCACUGCUCCCUUGCCGCCUGCGGCCAUUUUAUUUUUUAAACUUUUGGCAGAACUCCAGUUGGGAAACGCUGGUCUAGAUGAAAAGAUAAGUGUACUUUACCUUAGCUAAAUUUUUUUUACCUGAAUUUAACUUAUGCCACAACUCCUGAUGUGAAUUGCAAACAUUUAUAAAAGUUCACAAGAAACCCAACACAUUCUAAUAAUAAUAAUUUUGGAAUGUUUACAAUCUUCUGACUGAUCGCAGAGAUGGUUAAAGGUCCAUGUUUGUUCCUGUAUCUUUAAUAGAUUACUGUCAAUUGUUUGGGAUUGGUGAAAAUCACAUGUCAUUUGUGUCAACCUAUUUUCAUGUAACUCUUCAUUUUCAAUUCCGUUUUUAUUAAAUCCCAGGCACAGCCAAAGCACACCAUGUAAAUGUUGAGGAUAAAUAGAAACAUUGUUUCAUUUCUCCUCUUCUCCAUAUGCUCUCUCUAUUCCAAGUCCCAGGUUACAAGGGGCAAAGCUUAAAACAACGAUUAACAGGGAGUCCUGAUGGAGUGCUCAUUUGCAGAGGUGUGGGUUUUGAAUUUACUUUUUAACAAAUAUGUAUUUGUGCGGUGUAAAAGAUCUGUUAGAAGAAAUAUACAUGGAAGUCAGUUCUCCUUAAAAUCAUAUUACAUUUUUUUUUUUUUUUAAACGGAGUCAAAACUAAGCGUUUUGUGGGGCACACACAUUCUAAAACUUAAAAUAUUUAGAAUAAAAUUAGCUUAAAACGUGGUAAAAUGUAUCUGCAUGAUGGUGUUGUGUAAAUAUAUUGUGCGUGGAAUUUGCAGUAUUUUUCUAACAGCAAAACAGCUUUGUAAUCUGAGUAGCCUGCAGAACAGAGGAUCCUCUAUUCUACAGGCCAGGGAUGUGAUGUUUUGUCUGACGAGCAUGCCUUAGUGCCAUAAGAUUAAGUAUAGCCUGGCUCUGUCAUUCUCCUUGGAACUAUGGUGUGUCUGGGAGUGUUUGCGUCUGCUGCAGAGAAAAGGAAGGCUUUGUAAAAUGUGCCAACCAUUAUACAAAGAAAACCACAAACCGUUCAUUUUUCUGUCUCUGACCAGGUUAGCUACUUCCUGAGGAUGUAGUGUUUUGUAGGAUUUAGGAGUCAGAGCAACAUGGGUGAACCAAUUCUCAGUGUAAUUGGCUUCUGUCUCUUUAAGAGUGUGAAACGCAAAUGGCUCUUUUAAAUUCUGCUAUAAAAAUACACUGUCGUGCUGCUACUUCGUCAAGAUUGAGGUUUAGAACCUUGUAACGGUGGCAUGAACCGAGGUUGAAAAUUGUGCAUUAAGAAUAGAACUUUGUAAAUUCAUUUAAGGUUAUUGACUAACUUUUUUUUUUUUUUUUCAUGACUCAAAUUUGUGUGGGAGGGUUACUGAGCAAUGCCCUCUAUAUUGGCAGUAGAGAAACGAAAAAAAAGAUUUGGGUUACAAGAAGAGGGUUUAACAAAACUCCCCCAAAAAAGUGGGCAAAGGAUUUGUACCUCUAUGGUCCUCACUAUAUAAUGAAGUAAUUAACCAAUCACACCCAGGGAUUCAGGGAAAAUAUCGCUAAAGAGAAUGUUCUAACAAGGUUUUUGUUUGCUUUCUUUUUGGGAGGGGGUGGGGAGUGGUUCUUUUUCUUGUUUACUAAAUGAUGAGCACAAUGUUUUAUUGCACAAUGUGGCUAUCCCAUCUUGCUUCUGUGUCGUAUUAUUUUAAUAUUGUUUACGCUUACAAAUCUAAAGGUUUUCGAUUUCAAUUUUCAUUUUGUUGUAUUGUAGGUCUAAACAAUGGUGGAUGGUGGUAUGGUUCUUCCAGUUCUCAUCAUGGUGGCUCUUGCCUCUCUCAGCUUGGAAGGUAGGUAAACACUUAACAUGUUUACAUAUCCGUGUUUGGUAUUUAAAGCUGCCAAGUCACCUGGGAAAAAUCUUUUAAACAUCGCAUCAAUGCAGCAUAACAAAAUAUUUUUUACAACUUUUUUUAUUUUUUUACUUUUUAUUAUAUAUAUAUUAUAUUAUAUUUUUUAAUAGACAAAUGUAUGGAAUGCAUAAAAGAACACAUUUGCACCUUGUAUGCCAAUAAUAUAUCUAAACUUAUUUGGGGGAAAAAAAACAUUUGUUUUCUGUUCCUGACAUGGCAUAUACUGUGUAUUUAUACCUUUUUACGAGUUGUGAUGGGGAGCAUUGCAUUGUGAGUGCCACAUGUUUGAGCAUGUGAACAAAGUGUUUAAAUAUAGCGAGACAUGCAGACCUAAUACGCUACACUGAUUACACUCUUAGGCUUACUCACGAUAGUGGGAAUUGUUCUCAUAUCAAGGUGAAUUUCAAAAUCGCUGACCACAUAAUUGACUUGGAAAGUUUUUCCUGUUUGCCGAUUGUGAGCUAAAGUUUGAAAUUCACAUCGAUUUUACAACAAUCCACAGUUUGAAUAACUCUGUAUACAUUCAGAAAUAGAUAUCGAGGAGUUACAUACCAACAUCAUGUAUACUGUAAGCUUGAUAACUGACAAACUUCAAUAAAAUCAAGCCCAAUUACCUCGAAAUAUAUAACUAAUUAACUCUUCAAUAGUCCUUGACUAUACAAUAUGUCUCCCUCUGCAUUUUUUGGCAGAGAAUGUGUGAAUUCAGUACAACAUAAUUUAUUUGUAUCUGAUUCUAAAAACUAGUCAGAACAGCUAAAAUAUGCUCACACCCUUGUUUCACCACCGUUUAUUGCAAAGUGAAAAUGGAUGCAGGUGCCACUCCUACAUUUUUUUUUUUUUCGUACAUUUUUAACAAGUACAUGUCGAUUCAACCUAUUGUGUUGCUAAAUAAAGACCUGUAGACAUAGGUGAGGUUUAAGCAGUCAGACUCUUGCAACAUCCGUCUUUUUAAUGCUUUUAACACGGCUCUUCAGAUGUCUCCUAACCACAUUUAAAACUCCCUGGAAAAGGCAAUUGUUUGCAGAGCUGUUAAUAGUGUCUUAAUAAUAAUGUAAUGCAUGGUGAUGCAAAUUACUGGUAAGGGACGAAUUCUCAAACAGUCCCCGAUCUGGUGGCUGUGUCUCAAUUUAAGACCAGAGUCACAUCAUUCCAUUAGUUUCAGUUAAGAAUUCCUAAAAUGCUGAUUUGUAUAUCGAUUGUUAGCUCACGGACAGGGCCCUUAGCCUUUUGUAUUGGUCCAUUUAUAUUGUGUUUUUUUUUUCUCAAUUGUACAGCGCUCCGGAAUAUGUUGGCGCUUUAUAAAUUACAGUAAUAAUAGUUUGCUUUAUUUUGUAUACCUAUAGAUCUGGAUGGCCAACUGAAUUUCUUCCCGUUCAAGUGGCUAUUUAGGGGCAGUGUUAAAGGGAUCCUUUAGUGCCAGGAAAACAAACCCGUUUUCCUGGCACUAUAGGGUUAACAGGUACCCACCUCUGUCUGGGCCCCCCUUCCGCUAGGCUGAAGGGGUUACAACCCCUUCAGCCACUUACCUUAAUACAGCGCCGGUCUCCGUCGGCGCUGGUGACCUCUUCUCCCCCGCCGACGUCAGCUCCCAAGUGGAUCCGAACGCGCAUGUGGAAGCAGCCUGGAUUAACCCUGCAAUGUAAACCUAGCAGUUUCUCUGAAACUGUUAUGUUUUCAGCUGCAGGGUUAAAACUAUGGUGACCUGGCACCCAGACCACUUCAUUGAGCUGAAGUGGUCUGGGUGACUAUAGUGGUCCUUUAAGGUGUAAAUAAAUGUGUGUUUUCAGCAUGUUUAAUAACAAGCAAUGGAAGCUGGGCGUAUACUUUUCCCUAAGGGUUUAUCACAUUCUUCUCAUAUAUCCUCUAAAAGACUGGGUAAGCCAGUCCACUUUUUUUUUUUUUUUUCUUUAAAUCCCAAGUAAGCUAGAUUUACCUCCCUAUUCACAAUACGGAGAGAUGUAUGUAAUUAUUCUCACUUUGUUUUGUGAAUGGAAAGCUAUUGAUCGGCUGAAAACGUUGUCAGCUGACAUCCUCAGUCUGUUGGUGGCAUCCCUGUCUGAGACGUUCUGAUCCAUUCCUUGAAUGGGAACGGAAGAAGAUGGACAGUGAGAUCAGGUGCCAGACUCAGUACUCUGAGGUUAAAUAGUUUUAUUAACCCUUGAAACCCUUGAAACCCCUUCUGAUAUAGCCACUUCAUUUCAAUUAUGUUUUUAUGGUACACAGAGCGUCCCUUAAAUUAUAUAAAGAUCUGACAAAUUAAAUAGUCCAGCAGAGACAGGCAAAAACAGGGCAGGAAGUUUUGAGGAGAAACCCAAACAUUGAAUUUUUCCUUUUUACUGGAGGCUUUCUCUAUGCAGACUGCAAGGACUGAGGUUUAUAACAAUGACUGACCGGAAGCUACGAUGUAUGUGCCUUGGUCAAGGAUAAAGAGGUGUGGACUUAUUUUUUCACACCUCGCAAAUACAAAUGUGUUCAUAUAAAAAUAAGGAUGACUAAACAUGUGAUUAAAAAUACAAAUAAACAUGUGAUAUGACAAUUCUCCCCUUUUUUUUUUUUUAAUUUGAUUUUUGUUUUGUGUGUGUGCUUUUUUAGAGGUUUUUUGAAUGUUACAAUAGAUUCUGUAAAUUGCAACGGUGAUUACCUUGUUCUCAACCCUGUAAAAAUACUAUAUUUUCUUUACAGAUGAUGACCUAAAAGUCCAUCCAGGGGGAUACAAGUGUGUUUGUGAAGGAAUGUCUUGCGGAAAUGGCGACCACUGUUAUGGGCAGCAAUGCUUCUCCUCACUCAGUAUAAACGAUGGCGUUAUGGUUUACCAAAAAGGCUGCUUCCAAGUUUACGAACAAGGCAAAAUGACAUGCAAAACCCCUCCGUCUGCAGACCAAGCUGUGGAGUGCUGCCAGAGUGAUCUCUGCAAUCUGAAUAUCACCGCACAGCUCCCUAGUAAGGAGGGAAUCCUUAUCAUUGUUUUGUUGGUAUCAUACAAGUCUUUAAUCUGUAACACAUGAACAGAUUAAACUAUGCUGGGAAUUGUUCAUUAAAUUUCAUAACUUGGGCUAAAACUUUUUUUUGUAAAAUCCUCCAAUUUAAAUAUUUCUGUAGCUCAAAUAUUUAUUUUUUAUAAAAAAAAAAAAAAAAAAUGCAUUUCACACCAUUCCCAGUUGAGUGCAUAACUUUGUUUUGGUUCCGUCUCUAGAUUUGGUAUGUGAUCACUCAGAUUCUAAGUCUAGAUUUAGUACAACUUGCUCACCAGCUUUCCAUCCAAACAAAAGAAAGGCUACCGACAUACGUUCUACAGGUCUAACUGUUGCUAUAGCUAUCUCGCGCACCUGUCAGACGUGCCUAACCUGCUUACAUUAGAAAGCAUUAAAAAGGCAAAAUGAAACGAGGAACUGCCAGAUUGAUGUCAUUGUUUGAGAAUGUUCCGUGUUUCUACAGUUCUAUUCUAGAACCAACCCUGAAUUUACUCUACAAUGCACAGGUUUUUUGUUUGCUUGCUUGUUUGCGUAUCUCUGUAUCAAAACUGGCAGACCAAUGUCGAUCAACUUUCUGGCUAAUAAAAACUUCAAAUUCAGUGUGUUAGUGGGGACAUAGAUACCCGCUAACACACGGAAUUAUCUAGACAUACAUUGAUACCCGCUAACACACUGAAUGCUCUAGACAUAUAGUGAUUCCCGCUAACACAUGGAAUUCUCUAGACAUACAUUGAUACCCGCUAACACACGGAAUUCUCUAGACAUGCAUUGAUACCCGCUAACACACUGAAUUAUCUAGACAUACAGUGAUACCCGCUAACACACGGAAUUCUCUAGACAUACGUUGAUACCCGCCAACACACGGAAUUCUCUAGACACAUUGAUACCCGCUAACACAUGGAAUUCUCUAGACGUACAUUGAUACCCGCUAACACACGGAAUUUUCUAGACGUACAUUGAUACCCGCGAACACACUGAAUGCUCUAGACAUACAUUGAUACCCGCUAACACACUGAAUGCUCUAGUCAUACAUUGAUACCCUUGCUUUUACGCCAUUUUGUGCUUCUAUUACAGACACAAUAUAAAGCAGGGUCGAAUAAUCUCACAGAUAUUAAACUACAUCUCCCAUGAUUCCAUCUGAGACAUUGGUUGGAAAAUGGAAGUUGGUUUCUAGCAUAGUUUAGUCAGCAACAAUUUAACACCCCUGAUCUAGCCUACUAAAUUGAAUUUAUUUUGGUUGCUGUGCGUAGCACUGAUUGCUUAGUUUUUGAUUUUUGUUUUGUGUUAUUAUUAUUACUUAGUACCCUGCCCCAGCAUUCUUUCAAUUUUGUGUUGAUCAUUAUGGCACAAAGCAUUUUUAUAUGAAUUGUUACACACCGUUGCUUUUUAUUGUGAUUGCCUCCAAAUGAGUAUUACAUAUUUUUUUGGUAUUUAUUUUAACUAUUUAUUUUAUUUUCUUACAGAGAGGCAGUUGAGAGAAAGCACAGUGAGUUAUAGCGUGGAGACUCUAGCCAUAUUUGUCAUGGCUCCUGUGGUCGUGCUAGUCAUUUUUUCUGUUGUAGCGGUGGUAGUCUGCAGAAAAAUUCAGCAGCGCAACAUGGAGCGCCUGAGUACACGUGACGCGGAAUAUGGCACUAUUGACGGUCUCAUUGCAUCCAAUGUGGGAGACAGCACCCUUGCUGUAAGUAUUCAGAAUUCUGCUGUACUUUUCAUAGUAUUUAUUAAAUGGUUAGGAAAAUGUUGAAAUGGAAAUGUUUAAAAGUGCACCAUAACCACUACAUCUCAUUGUAAUGGCUAUGUUGCUGGGAAGUCAUACUUAAAACUGUUUUCACAUAGUAUGACAAAAGUGUAAUAAUUUGGGUUGUCUCCAUUAUCCAAGCCCGUACUCUGUCAUAUGUGAGCUUAGUUUAUCAUUAUCUGGGUCCCUUUUAGUGCAGUCUUGGCCAAAUGUAGAUGCCAGCUGGGGAUCUAUCAUUUGCCCAUCCUUGCUGGGCUGUAUUUGUGAGCAGUGUUUGUACGUGUAUGGACUGUGUGUGUGGAUGUAGGGAUUUAUUUGUAUUGACGGUUACCAUUUGAAUGCAGGGGUGUGUUUGUGGUGUUGGCUUUUAAAUGCAGGGGUGCAUAGUGUUGGUGUAUGAAGGAAAGGUUGUGUUUAUAAUGGAGACGUUUUAAUGCAGGGGUGUGUUUGUAUGCAAUGUUUGCAUUUGAUUGCACGGGUGUAUUUGCAUGUAGUGUUGCUGUUUGCUGGGAUGCAUGCACAUUAAUAUUGGUACCUCCUGGAAGCAUUUUAAAUCUCUGUAUGUUUUGGCAGGAUUUGUUGGAUCAUUCCUGUACGUCAGGAAGCGGAUCUGGGCUUCCUUUCCUGGUGCAAAGAACAGUAGCACGGCAGAUUACACUUGCAGAGUGUGUCGGUUAGUAGUUUUUGGUACAGUAUGGUAGUUAAUCACUAAAAACACACACACACACACACACACACACACACACACACACACGUAAAGAGAGCAUAGAUAGGACUUUGUAGUGAAAUAAAUGCUGCUUUAUUGAAUAUUGAGACUUGUAUAUUAUUAUAGUUUUUGAUAAAAGAUCUGAAUUUAUAAUGAAACGUUGCUUAUUCUGUGUUUAUGUACUAGCCUGUUUCAAUAAAGCAGUGUUUAGAAGUCCUGGAGUGCUCUCUUUAGUGUGCUGUCUCUGGAGGUGUUUGCCUGUGACAGUAGACUGAAAUGAGACUGCGUUCACAACACUCAUAAGUCAACCCAUUUGUUACUGGUGGCAAUGCAGUCUGUGGGAAACAAUAUACAGUAAAAUAUGAUGGCACACCUUAAAUCUCCCUCAGCCUGCAUCAGUGUUCAUAACCCAGCAGGGCAAAAUUUGCCAGCUCUACCCUGUUUUUAUAGUUCUAAACACAACAGAUUGAGAAUUUCAAAAUAGUCACUUGUCAUAAUUUGUCACGAGUGGUAGAGCUAACUUAUUUCAAGUCAUAUUAUCACAGAACAAAUCCUUUUUAGUUUUAUGACUAUACCUCAAAAUGUUUUCCUGCCAACACUUCAACGCAGGGUAUUUUAUCACAUUUUUGGCAGGAGGAUAUCCUGGCAUGUAGUGAUGAUGUAAAAGACAUUUAGUCUUUAGCACUUUGAAAUGUGAGCUCUUCUGCCAAGAGAUUCUCUUUACAAAGCUGAUGUACAAGUACUGCGAAUAGUUGCUGUCUAAUAUAAACAGCCGAUAAAACUUGUGUACAUUGUAGGGCCAAACCUCUAUUGGUCACGUUAGGCCCAGCACUAGUUGGAGAAUGUAAUGUAGUAAAUGGUGAAACUUAUUCGUAGUGGGAAUUAGCUGUAAUGUCUUUUUUAAAGAUGUACUUUUUGUGAGCAAUUACUUUGAAAUUAAAAGAUAAAAUAUUUAUCCAGUAAACCCCGCUGGCAGAAUUUUAUGGGAUUAGAUCUGACCACAAAGACAAAAUUAAGAGAUUCCUAGUGGAUGGAUCUAUGCAAUGCAUUCAUAUAUGUGGGAUUAUUGUUUGAGUUUAUAGAGCUCUUUUUAUUCUGAACUUUAUAAUUAUACAAUGAGGAUAUUUAACAAAAAGUAAUCAACAUACACACAUAUUGCUGACACUGAAAAGGUGAAGAAGGUCAUGCUCAAACUUGCUUAGUCUACGAGGUUGUUACUUCCUGCCGAUGUUUUGUCUAGGUGGAACAGCACAUCUAGAAGUUUUUUUUUUUUUUGAGUGGGAGUUGUAUAGCUCUGCUUUUACUUGUCAUAACACUUCCAGCAAAUUGAUGCAAUUUUUCACCAGAUAUGGUCCUACACUCUAGAUGCAAUAGGGCGAAAUCAUCAAAUGGUUUUUUUUUUGGUUUUUUUUUAUCACAGUUUGGACCGAAAAAAGAACAUAAAAAAAACUUCUCUCCUCUUUUUAUCCAGGAAAAGGCCGAUAUGGUGAAGUGUGGCGUGGUCAGUGGCAGGGCGAAAGUGUUGCAGUAAAGAUCUUCUCGUCGCGAGACGAAAAAUCAUGGUGUCGCGAGACGGAGUUAUAUAACACUGUGCUGUUACGCCAUGAAAAUAUACUGGGUAAGAAAAUGCAUCUUGUGUGUCUGGGUGCAUGAUAACGCUGGGGGUUAUUUGAUAAAGUGUGAAUGGUGAUGAGUUCAUAAAUAAAUUGGAGAAAUUUGAUCCACAUGGGCGAAUUGGGGAAAAGAGCUAGAUUACAUUCUCUAGUGGAGUAUCUCUCCGGCUAGGCUAAGUCAGUUCUGAUAGUCAAUUGCCUUAUCAUGAAUAGUUCACAAUUUGUAAAUAAACCCCAAUCAGUUCCGGAUUUCACUUCCUAAACACUGCAGACGGAACACUGUGCUAUCGCUAAGGUCAGAGGAUUCCUGGCCUGCGCUUUGAGAAUGCUAGUAAAUGGUUGUAUUGGGACAGUGAGGAUUUAAUUAGUCUGUCCCACAUUCUCACCAGAUGGUCAUAGCUGAUGGGAAUGUGAGACGGCUGCAUGUUUUAGUAUCUGUUUAGUAGCAACUGCUGUCAAUGGAAAAGUACUCGUGAGCAGCUUUCCAGGCCUGUUAGUGUUGUCUGCUUUGGGCCUGUUGUAAGCAAUACUCUGCACUCCAGCUGCUGUGGAUGACAUUUCCCAUAAUGCUAAGCCAUACAAUUCUCGUGGAUGGGCAGGUGUUGGGCUAACGCUGCCAGGCAGGGACAGUUUGAUUGGGACGUAAUGGAAAACCGCCCCAUUUUAUGCACACACAAUACUGUCUUGUCUGCAUUUGAAUGGUUGUAAAAAUUAAAUGUAUAAAAUAGGGUUAUAUGAUGGCCAUUUUUGAUCCUUUCCUAUAAAGAUUUCAGUUUUGUUUUAAACUUUUACUCUCUCCAGCCUGGUUUUUUGUUUGUAUUGUUUUUUACAUUCGUUUAUCUUGCUGUGAUACAGUGCACGGACAUUGUGUGUUGUGAUUGUGUGCGUUCUGUAAAUCUUCUUUCCUGUAGUCACAACCCUUGAUAACACGGACAAUGGCUUGUGUGUACAUUGCUUUUAAAGUGUAACCUUUUAAGAAAGCUUAGUGCAGACUUCCUAGUUGGAAAAACUCAAAACUAGCAAAGUUGGGGACAACAUACUGUUCUCUUCCCAUUAAACUUUUAGAAUGUUUUAGGUAAUCAGGGUUUUUACAAAGUAUAUUAACAUCCUAUUUGCUAGUAGACUUUAGCUUGAAAUGUUCCUUAGACAAAGUAAAAAACACCCAUAUUCGCAGUUUCUAAAGUGGUUGUGGUAGUGGGGAAAAAAAUGGAUAUUCCUUUAAAUACUUUUUCUUUGUGGACUAGUUCAUUUGUAUUCUUCCAUGACUGCAAUUUCUUUUCUUUUCUUUUUUUCCCCUGCUUUUUGUUUUUGAAAAUUUUACAUUCCAGACAUGCAUUUUUUUUUCUUCAACUAUGACAUAUAGUUAUUGUAGACUGUAAAUUGUGUAUGUCUGCAUGUUCAGACAACACUGCAAGGCAGAAUGACUGUUAUUCUGUGUUUAAAAUAUGUUGAGCAUGCAUUUCUGGAUACUUUGCCAUCUAAAGUCAGAGCAAGGAGCCGUAGGUUUGGGUAUUAUUCUAUGUAGCAUAUUGGCUUCAACUUUUCUUAAUUAUUUUAUGAGAGGUUAUUUUGUGUCUAUGCAGGUACCUUUCUUUCGAAUAUCCCCCGCCCCCGUUUUAAUGGCAGAUUAAGUUUAAUAAUGCCAAUUAAUGUUAGCUUGAGAGUCGAAAUGUGUUUCUACUUGUGAAUUGUCACGUUGUGCAUUUGACUAAGCUAAACAAAGCUGGUGAGCUUCCAUGUGGGAUUAGUUGUUGUAAUGCUUUUUUGUGAUGUUAAGCAUGACUACAUUUUAUAUUGUUGAUAAACAUUCAUACAAAUUUUUUUUUUACUUUUAUUAACCUUUUACUUGUGUAGCCCAUAUUCUGCUGACCGAUUUUGUUAUUUUGUCUGUGGAUUUAUUUAUAAAUCAUGGAUACAGAUUAUGUACACGGCAUUGACUUGCAGACCCAUUCUACAAUUGAAAAAUAUGCUUAAAGGGGUACUAUAGGCAAUAUAACCAUUCCAUUUCAUUGAAAUAGUUUGUGCCUGGAGUCCCCUAGCAGUCUGUCGUCCAUUCAGUGUUCACACUGUUCAGAUGUUUUAAAACUGAAUGACUGUCUCCCACAGGAGAUAUGGAUGAAGCUGCCAUACCAAUUUAUACCAGUAGUGGUUUACUGUGAUAGGCUAUAAGCAGUCAGCCAAUACAAUCAGCCAAUCAGAGCAGUCCUUUACUGCUCAGGCUAAAGCUUCCUCAUUGGCAUAAGCAGCACAGAGGGGAUGGGCUGCUGAGGACCCUCACAUAGCAUUAAACUAUUUUAAAAGGUUUAACACCGAAAGGAACGAUGAAAUUGGUGUCUAUAGUGUCCCUUUUAAUAGCAUUCUUCAAGAUUGUUAUUCAUUUUGAAUUAGGCUCUUACCAGUGGUCUCUAUUCCAUUGGGGCUGGUUACAUAAUUAGAGUAAGAAAUGUAGAUUCCAGUCUAGAGUUUAAGAACCAAUGGGAUAUUCUCUGUGCUAAUUACAUAAUAAACAUUGAUUGUAAUGGAAAAUGUAAAGGUCAUCACAGACUUAUAUUCUCUUUGUAACCUUUUUGCAACAGUUUAUUUUUUAAUUUCAUUAGGUUGGCUGAAAGCAUUUUAAUGUCUUGCAGCCAGAAUAAUGUUGAAAUAAAUGUUUUGUUUAUGACGGUGUUUUUCUAUUUAAAGGUUUUAUUGCGUCUGAUAUGACUUCUAGAAAUUCCAGUACGCAGUUGUGGCUAAUUACUCACUACCAUGAGAUGGGAUCUCUCUACGACUACUUGCAGAUCACCACUUUGGAUACCGUGGCCUGUCUGCGGAUUGUCUUGUCCAUAGCCAGCGGCCUGGCUCAUUUACAUGUCGAAAUAUUUGGCACCCAAGGAAAGCCUGCUAUUUCACACAGGGAUCUUAAGAGCAAGAACAUCCUCGUCAAAAAGAAUGGACAGUGCUGCAUUGCAGAUUUAGGUACGUUGGCCUUCUUGUAGAAUAGCAUAGAAGUAAUUAUCCCAGAAAAACUCUAUUGUAAUGGACAUGAAGGGUUUAAAUCAAAUGACAACAGAACUGCUUUUCAUAAGGGACACUUUGGGACAUCAGGAGCGUGGAAGGUAAAAAUGUAGUUAAGAAUUCUUCAUUAAUAUAGAACUGUAUGAUAAAUAUUGAUACUGAUGAUAUAAUCACUCUGAUUCCUCGCUUUCAUUGGGCUUAGAACUUCUUAAAUGGAAUCCUCACAAUUAUCAAAAUUGCACAGAAUUACAGUAGUACACCAAAAGGUGCCCCAAAACAGCUGGAGAGUAGAAUGUUAUAUCUCUAUCUGAUACUGGUGGCAGGUGGAGGCCCUACAAUUAUGGUAGCAGUGGAACUGUUGGGAAUGAGGGGAGUAUACUGAAAACCGAUGAAGUUCCUUUGCAAAGCAGGGGAAAAAUAACAUUUUUGGUAAGUAUACAUCUCUUGUAAAAUUUUGUUAAAGUUUAAAAAUGGGCAACAGGUUCACCUUGAUACUUUUUCUCUCUCCUCAAAUACUCUACAGCAUUACAAAAUAGCCUGUAGUGUUGGAAGAAUUUAAAUAAUCACUUUAGUGUCAGGAACACAAACAUGUAUUCCUGAUCCUAUUCCUUAACACCACCAUCUAGCCCUCCAUCUAGCCCUCCUGGGCCCCUCAUGCCUCCAUAAAUAUAGUAAAAAUCUUACUGUAUUCAAGCCUGAAGCUGUAAAUCUGCAUGCUGUUAGACUCAGAAAAACAAGCAGUCUGCUGACAUGUGGUAGCCUGAUCCAAUCACAAUGCUUCCCCAUAGGAUUGGCUGAGACUGACAAGGAGGCAGAUCAGGGGCAGAGCCAGCAUGAUUCAAACAUAGCACUGGCCAAUCCGCAUCUCCUCAUAGAGAUGAAUUGAAUCAAUGAAUCUAUAUGAGGAAAGUUCAGUGUCUGCAUGCAGAGGGAGGAGAUACUGAAUCACAGGAUGCUGUGCACAGUGCUGCCCUGUGCUUUGCUGACAGCAGAUCUGAGUGGAUGGAGGCAUAUUAUACCUCCAUCAACUCCGAAGUCCCUCUUGUUCAAUCUGAGUGACUGCAACUGGAGGUGUUCCUAGCUUUCAAUGUAAACACCGUAUUUUCUCAGAAAAUACAGUGUUCACAUGAGAGAGGCUGCAGGGAACUAUAGUUCCCACUUGAACAACCUCAUUAAGCUGAAGUUGUUCUGUUGACUAUAGUGUCCCUUUAAUAUUGUAUCAACAGAGCUCCGUAGCCAUUGACGAAUAAACAUUCAGCCCUGGUGAUUGUGCCAUGGACCCUUGACGCUUACAGUGACGAGCCCUGGUAUCAAUUAGGAGAGGAUUCAUAUUACUUUUAAAAAUUUGCAGAUAUUCCACUAGGUGGCGCCAGAAUAACAAAAAAAGAAAAUUGAAGACUGAGAGGCCUGCUUACUAAAUUACCUCCAGAUCAGAUUAAUAAUUAAAUUAGGCAAGACAUUGCAGCUGUGUGACUAGGGUGGGGAAAGCAGGAAGGGUUUGGAACAGAAUCAAGUCUGUGGAAAAGAGUGGGGGAAAAAAAGGAGAGAUUUAGAGAAAACAAACAUGAAAUUGAAAUCGGAGUAUGUGUCUACUGCUCCAAAAUAAACAUCGCAUGUUUCCUGUAACAAAUAUCUGUCAUUGUUUUAACACUUCCAGUGUCCCCAUCUUAAAGGGCCGUGUCAUAGAAGCAGACUGUAAUGAAAAAGGAGAUGUAGCUAACCAGUGCUGGUAGUAGGGUUAAUAAACGGAGGUUAGACUGGCAUUAAACAAAAUGUCCUGAUAGGACCAGAACUAAAUAACACGCAAAUUAAAAUUGUUUUACAAACUGGAAAAUUGUUAGAACCCGUGUUAACAGGUUAAUCUUAACAGGACACUCAACUGCAUAAAUUAAAAUAUAAUAAUAAUCACUGUUUUUAUAGCUAUACACACAAUGAAAACCUGCAUGCAUAUAAAAAAUACAUUUUUUUUUAAUUGUAUACCUUAGCUAAGCAAACAGAAAGUAACAGGACCGGUUGUCUGAUGACCAAAUAAGCACUUUUGUAGAAUUAAAAAAUACACAUUUUCUUCACACAUAAAGCUCUUCAUCAAGCUAAAGUGCUUCACGAGUCUGGAGUGUAACUUUAAUAUAGGGCUGGCUUUUCUAUAAGAAAGAAAACAUAAUUACUCCGUUCAUGCUGUUGAUACAAAAGAAGCUGAAAAACAUUUGUGCCUGAAAAUGGGGAUAAAAAUACCUUUUAGCUCCUCCAAAAUUGGAUCACCAAUCUGUAAUCGUACGUAUUUUAUAGACUUAAGUGAUAUUGUCACCAAUAAAACAUCCAGACCAGUUUUUUUUUUUUUGUUUUGUUUUUUGAAAGAGGAAUUCUAUAAAAGUUUUAUUUAUUUUAUACCAUGUAAACAAUUAAGAAGUUAGUGGAUUCAUUGAGAGGUAAAUAAACACUGCAACACAUAGGUGGAUAGCUGCUCAUGCACUUUAGCAGUGCUAAGCAACUUUCGGCACCCCAGGUAUUUAGGACUACAUCUCCCAUAAUACUCUUGCAGACGUAAUGCUGAUAAAGCACCAGGGGAGAUGUAGUCAACAGCAUCUGCAGUGCCAAUGAUUGGCUACCCCUGCCCUAUAGAGUGGAGGUGGGAGACGUGUGUUGGUAAAUUAGGAUUCCGAGAUGAAAUGAGUGGGGGUUUAAGGGAAAUGACAGAUCAGGCUCGUUCUCUCUCUUCACAUAUUAAAUUACGUACGAAGACAUGGAUCUGAGUGGGUUAAGGAAAGGUAAUAGAUUUUCUACAUUUUCUUUUCUUUUCUUUCAAAACAAAUCUUUAACCGACAUCUAUAUAAGUAGGUGAAAAUACCUUCUAGUAAAAUUCUAUUUAAAAUAGUGUUUUUGAAGUUUCUGAAUACACACAGAAGGGGUAUAUACAAUUUUUUAAAAGUUGUGUAGACUUUGCAAUGUUAUAACUUAGUACAAAUAGAGUCAUUGUUGCAGAUCUGAGGGCUAUGGUAGUUCAUUGUGUUCCCCUGCCUAAUCCCAGUUCUAGAUCUCUCAGCAGAGAUUGGAGAUUGAAAGUGUCUUCGAUAACUUUUAUUUAAAAUAGUGUCUCUCUGUAGGAUCAUUGUGCGAUAUUCUUGUGUCUACUUUCAGAAUAAAAACAGAUGUUUGCAAAAAAUGUAUGUCUUGCAGUCGUGACAACACAACCUCCAGUUACAUCGUAAUCUAGUUUGGGAAAAGACUCUUUUUAACGCAUCGUUUUAUGCCAAUGGGAAACUUUUCUUCCUCUCCCCCCAUUUAGGUAGCCAAAUGAGCUUCUUUUUUUUUUUUUUUUCUUUUUUUUUUUAAAUAUCAAGGACAUGCCAUCCAAAAAUUUACAAUACAAAGGAUUAACAGAGAGGGGGGAUGCUUAAAUCUGCUUUCUUCAGUCUUCAUGUUUAUUUUGGCUGUUCAUUAAAAUGACUUCACGGACCCCUGCUGGAUCUCUGCAUUGCCUGCCCCAAAUAAUAUAUAAAUUUCCAAAGAGUUUUGAGUGCUGGUAGAUUAAGGAACUUUCAACCCCUAUGUUCCAUAUAUACACAUGUUGACAGAGGGCCAAGGCUUCCCUUCUUUACAAUGAAACUUAGAACCGAAGUAAUUUUUAUUUUUUAGAACAAAAUAUGCAAACUUAGGAAUUCAGACCCAAAGAGCUAGGUGUGUAAAAUGACUUGGUGUGACGUAUGCCUUUCCUUUCCUAUAUAACUGGUAUAUUUAGUGCUUUUAGCACCGUUAAUUACUGCAUCUGGUUCUGUUCAUACAACAGUGUCCCCAGUAGAGGGCAGAUGUUUUACUUUGCUUGCUCCUCAUGUAUAAUAGGAUUUCUUUCGAAGCGGAGACUGUCAAAUUGUAACCAGCAAAGUGCAUUACCACCAUGCUUAACUCUUCAAUGCACAUUGACCACCAGUACAAAGUGAAAUGUGGUGACAAUACAGAUUUGAAUCCACAAAAAAAUAACCACUGAAAUGGGAACCCGGUAAUUUAAACGAGUAUAACUAUAUUUUCUAGACGCAUGUUUACCAACUCACAUCUUUAAAUCACCUAUGAGGGCCCCUAGUUCUAAUGUGGGGUGCGCCUUCAGACCAAUAAAGGCGGUCACACCUCUUCUUGAACCUUCUCUUGUAUGGCCUCUAGGAAAAUAACAGUGAGAAAGAUCUCUUAAAUUGCCUUUAACGAGUAUAUAAAAUAACACAAGUGAAUAUUCACAUGAAUACGAGCCUCUUUGUUAGUUCAUACUUUGAAGCACAGAGAAGCCUGUUGUCCCCUUUUUGACCGGUUUGGUCAUAAGCAAAUUGCCAAGGACCAUUUAUUCUAGCAUUUUUAAAGUUGCACAGACCCUUAAAAAUAAACACAAACUAACCACAUUUUUAUAGUACAGGUGUCCUGUACUAUUUUAAUAGUUACUAGAAUAUAUUUGCUUCUUUGAUACUCUGUCCAUUUCUCUGGGUGAAAAAGACAAGUCUAGUUUUUCUGUUUGAGAAAUUCUUUCCAUGUUGCCUUUCUUUUAUUUAUUUUUUGAAAUUUUUUUUUCCUUAUUUGAACAUCUACCACAACUUUGAUUUUUCCCUUACGUACCCAGGUACUUCAGGCGGUCUUUGUCUUUUUAGCUACUAGAUCAUUAUACCCAGAUACUUCACAAACACUUGUUAACCCCGGUCUAUGAUUAAUGAAAAAGUAGUUUGGUAGAGCCAGCAUUCUUUCAUUUUUGUUUCUUUCUAAUUUGGAAGGUUUUUAGUACAUUAUAUUUGCUAUACUGUAUAUACAAAUAUUUAGCUCUUUGCAUAAAAAUAACUUAUCCGAUACUGUGUUGCUCUGCUUUAUGGACUGUUUACCCCAUGCACUGUUUAAAUUUUUUCAUAAUUGGAUAUUUUUCAUUUUCCCCACAGGACUUGCAGUGAUACAUUCACAAACUACGAAUCAUUUAGAUGUCGGAAACAAUCCUCGUGUAGGAACCAAACGCUAUAUGGCUCCUGAAGUUUUGGAUGAGACCAUCCAAGUAGACUGUUUUGACUCUUACAAGAGAGUCGAUAUUUAUGCUUUUGGGCUAGUUCUUUGGGAAGUAGCGAGGCGCAUGGUUAGCAAUGGUAAGUGUUUUUUUGUUGUUUUUUUUUUUAAAUAUAUAGUGUAUGUAUGUGUAUAUAUUUCAUAUGGGUCUUAAUUACUCUUUUUUUUUGUCUUGACAUUCUUUGAAUUGCUGGCUAUUUUGAAAUGCUAUAAAAUCGUCUAUAUUGCUGUUUUGGGCUUGAACUAUUACCCAGUUUUAAGGCUCGUGUUGCUAUGUUGUCUUAAUGUUUUCCUAGCUCAAUGUCUUGGCCAGCUUGUGGUGGUGGGAUGGUGGGGGGAGUUAGUGCAUCUGCUAUGAGAGUGGCAUUUAGUACGUGAAAAAUAACAUUUGAGUUCCUUGUUGGUUUUUUACUGUUUUGGUUCUGAAAAUUGCUUGCCUUUAACACUUUAAGCUCCACUUUAGGGUGCUGAAGGCUGACCUGUUAUUUAACCCUCUGCUACAGUAUGUUUCAUUUUCUUCAGAUGGACUUUAGCAUUGAAAAAAAAAUAGUUAACAUUUCUGGUUUGUGGAAGGAGCUAGAAUAGUCGUGUUUAUGAAGGGAGGAGAAUGAGCGAAAAAUAAUAAUGUUCAAAAGUGUUUAUUAAAGAAAAAGUAAAUGGAUUCUUCUGUCUGAUUCCAAGAUCAGGGCUCAGGAAAAGGGAAAGAUUUAGAAAAAGAAAAUAAAAACAUUUUCUCAAUUUAAAAAAAAUUUUCUUUACAUUUUUCUUACAAAGCCACCAAUCCAUAAUUUUUAAUCUAUGUACGUGAAUGCAAUGGGCAUAGAAUGACAUUUAAAAUAAAUUGCAUUUAAAAAAAAAAAUAAAAAAAACACUAAAUGCAGAGUUUAUAAUAUUUUUUUAUUUUGAACAAGGGAAAAACAUGGUUUUCUGGGGCAAAGUGCUAAAUAUAGAUUUAUUACCAUAGAAACCAAAAAAGUCUCUCUCAACAUUUAGCAUUUUUCAUCUAUAAUUGCACUUGUUUUGCUUUGAUAAGUAUCCACCUUAACGUUUCCAGAUUUGUGCCGAGUAAUGGUACAGUUGCAGGAGGCUCGGUGCCUUACAUAGAUAAAGUCAACGGGUAAAAUAUUUUGUGCGGGAUGUGACUAUGUAACCCAUACACUGGAUGGAAACCUCGGUCUCCCCUCCCUCACCAUUUCUACUCCUCCUAAAACAAAAAAGCCCUCAAGACCUAUAGGAUGUGCCAAAUAAUGCAUUCUGUGCAAUGUAUAUUCAGUCACUUAUUACACACAUUAAUUUCUGAGCAGGGUAAAGGCAAUUCGGUUUCCAAAUUCACAAAUAUCUUUAGUUCAAAGUUCAGCAGCAAUCCAAAGCAAAGUUCAUUGCUAUCAUUUUCACCAUCUCCCAGCAAAGUCCUACAGCUAAGAACGGGGACUCCGUAAUAUUCUGUUCAGCUUAUGCAGAACAUAGUAUUCAAGUUGUGGCCUCGUGCAGUUGGUGUUCAGGGCUCAUCAGGGAAAAGUUUCACAGUGUUUUAUAUUUUUUUUUUUUUUGGGAGGGGGCGGGGUUGUUCUUUUUGACAUAGUAGUUUGUUCAGAACGCAUAUGAAAACUUAAUGUAUCUUCUCUACUGGAUAACUAGUAUAUAUAAACCUAAACAACUGUAAUUCUGGGCCCUUUAUUAUACAAUAAAUGGGAAGAAAAUGCGUUGUUUUUUUGUGUUUCUGUAAUCCUUUUCCAAGCGAGUGCUCUGUGAGUCCUACCUUGUCGUACAUAUUCUUCUUUGAACUUUUAUGGCAGUGCCGUUUGAACUUUGGCAUACCUGAAUGUUCUGUCCAUUUUAGCCUUUGAUAAUACAGUAGAGAAAUUAUGUGUAACAGUCAGUCUCUCUGCGAAGAACUGGGACUUGUAAUGUUUGUGUCUGCAUUUGUAUAUGCGCGUGUGAUCUCCUUCUGUUAAUGAAGGAUCGACCUGAAAUUGCAGAAAUCGCUGCAGCUAUAAGUAAUCAUGCGCACGGGCACAGACAAGUAUAGUCUUCGAAAUGGUCCUUUAGAGGGGCCGGCACAUCUGAUCAAACCUUAAAGGAACACUAUAGGGUCAAGAACAAAACCUGUAUUCCUCACCCUAUAGUGGUAAACUCACCAUUUAGGUGGCUUGCCCUCCCUUAGCCACCUUAAAAGCAAUUAAUACUCCCCUUAUUUCCAGCGCCGUGAGGGUCUGCCGACACGGAGGUCACCAUGGGUGGGGCCAGCAUCAGAAAUGACGAUUUUAAGCCAAUCCAGUGCUUUCCCAUAGGGAAAGCAUUGGAUUGGCUAAAAUCGACAAGGAGUUGGGAUGGGGGCAGGGCCAAACGCCGUUUUGGCCAAUCAUUGAAUCAGUUUAUCUCUAUGAGGAAAGUUCAGCGUCCCUUUGCAGUCAGUUGCAUAAAACUCUACAAUUGUACCAAAAGCUGACCAUUCAUUGUGAACAAAUAAGUUAGUAACUUACUUUCCCCUGGUUUUUAAGGAGUUUCAGAUUGCACAAUGAGUCAGAGCUCCUCUUUCCUUCUUUUUAUAAAGUUCCAACUUAUUCGCCUAUGAUGUACAAUGGGUAGCCUAUGGAAAAAAAAAAAUCCAGGCAUAAAUAAUCAGGAGGUGACACAGGGCUUUCAUUAUCUACUGUUUAUUUCUAUAUUCCCAUGUAUCUAAAAGCCAUAAUAUAAAGUAUACACAACAUAAUAUCUUUCAUCGCAACCUUUAUUAAUAAAGGGGGAAAAAAACAAUUUUACUGCUAUUUAUUUUUCCACUCCAAAUAGCAAAUUUUUCAUCUCUGGUUUUACAUUAGCCAGAGUGGAAAAUAAACAAACGUCAGAAAUGAAUGACAAAUUGCCCUAGUUAUCUCUUGAUUUGUUGUGACAUUUCAUACCAAAGCAUUCUCAAUGAUUAUUUUAUCCUGAAAUUUUCUUGUUACACCAUCUUUUGCUCUUAAAGGGGCCGUUUUAAUUUUGUUUUAUUAGAAAGCCUAGGAUUCUUUUGCUCGUGUGCAUUAAAGGUAUACUUUUUUAAAAACUUUAAAGUAAAAAAUAGUACAUUUUAUUAGAGCCUUGGUAAGUGUGCAUCAGUACAUCUCAUGACUUACCCUUACUUUCUGGUGCAGAGUGGCUUCUUUAAGCAGUAUUUGGUCAGAAUCCCAGUUUAUCUGAUUAACAACUGUACAAGUAAUUCAUAACAAGUUAAUUACAUACAGGGGGCUACUACAGGGUCUAGCAAACUAUUGAGAUAAGAAAUGAGAUAAGAACUUCUAAAUGCAAUAGUAUCUGCAAUAAAGGAAGUGUAAAUAUUGGAUGACUCUUUACAGGAAGUGUAAGUCCCAUGCAGGGAGGUGUGAUUAGCGCUGCAUAAAUAAAGUGAAUUAACUCUUAAAUGGUGGAGAAGUAAGCAGGGAGACUGCAGGGACAUGAUUUAUACAACACAACUGCUUCAUUAAACUUAAAUUGUUAUAGUGACUAUAUUGUCCUUUUUAAGUAGGCUGUAGAGUCCCUUGCAUAGCAAAGAAAAAAGGAUUGGGGGCACACCCAAAACAUGCAUUCUACAGGAAUGGUGCUGCCGUAGUGACCAAUAUUGAUACAUGAUACAAAUUAAGUUACAGGGCACACAUAAUUAUACACUAAUAAUCUUAUCAGGUUACUUAAACUUGCCUAUCUAAGAAAACAAAUAUGGGGAUUCAGUUCCACCAUAUGGCCAUAUUGGGCUAAGCCCACCACUACUUCACAGUACCCCAGUAUCGGUGGGUCCUACACGAACUCCGAAUGUGGUAGACAAAUUCAAUAGUGCUAAAUAAGCUUAAGUGUAUUAAGUUAAUCUAAUGUAAGAGCUUUGUGAGUAUACAAACUGAAUGUGAUAAAAGCAAUUAAAAACCGUGUCAAAACUAAACAAAGUAAAGGAAACCAUUAAAGUUUAAUUGUUUAAUUUUGACGCUGUUUUUAAUUGCUUUUAUCACAUUCGGUUUGUAUACUCACAAUGCUCUUACAUUAGAUUAACUUAAUACAUUUAAGCUUAUUUAGCUCUAUUGAAUUUGUCUCCCACAUUUGGAGUUUCUUCCAGGAAGCAACCGAUAUUGGGGUACUGUGAAGUAGUGGUGGGCUUAACACAAUAUGGCCAUAUGGUGGAACUGAAUCCCCAUAUUUGUUUUCUUAGGCAAAUUUAAGUAGCCUGAUAAGAUUAUCGGUAUAUUAUUGUGCGCAUCGUAACUUAAUUUGUAUCAUGUAGAGUCCCUUAAAACCACUUUCUCAGUGUCCCUGCCCCCAUUAGUUUUGCAGUGUAAACAUUGCAGUGUUAAAUCUGCCUCUAGUAGCUGUCUACCAGCUCAACGCACACAUGCAUUAGGUUCCCCCUCGCAGUCGCAAUGUCAGAAUAGGUGGAGCCAUUGCCAAGGUACAUCGGUGCUGAAAUGGGUAAGUAAGGGUUAAAAAGUUGUUUGUAGAGGUUUUUUUUGUGUUUUUUAUAUAUAUAUAUAUAUAUAUAUAUAUAUAUAUAUAUAUAUAUAUAUUCCUUUCAUUGUUGCGACAGUGGGAUAAUACAAUAGUGUUAGGAAUACAAAGCUGUAUUCAUAACACUAUAAUGUUCCUUUAAUUUGUUUCCUGUGUGUGUUCUUCAAAAAAAAGUAGGCAAUAAAGCCUGUCUGAUUUUAGAAAGGAAAAACAUCAUGUUGGUUAUUGAAACUGAAGAAUUUAUAUGCCUGUUGUAAAAAGUAUAACCUGCACAUGUCUUCGUAAAUUCCUUGUGUAAAACUGUGAAUUGGUUAGCACUUGUGUUCCUGUUUGUGUUCUUACUGUAAAAUCUAGUUGGAAAAUUGUGUCAACUUCUCUCUUAUUCUAUCACAGGUAUUGUUGAAGAAUAUAAACCUCCAUUCUACGAUGUAGUGCCUAACGACCCAAGCUUUGAAGAUAUGAAGAAGGUGGUCUGUGUGGAUCAACAGAGGCCUAACAUUCCCAACAGAUGGUUUUCAGACCCAGUAAGUAUUUGGUAAUAUAUAUUAUGACAACCACUUAUUUUGGCUCUGGUAUUGUUUAGCCGUUAGAGAAAAACACGUUGAUCCUGAAUACAUAAAGGAACCCUCAGGGCAGCAUAACAAAUAUUUGAAACAAAGUCCUAUGUCCCAUGAAGGCCCUUGUGUGUAGCUCUUUUAAUUACGCUGAUACAUACUGGCACACACACAGACACACAGAGUGACACAUAUACACACACACUGAUAACACACUCUUUGACAGACACAAAUACACUGACACACGCAUACACUCUCGCUGACCAACACACUCUGACAGAAACACACUCUCGCUGACACACACAUACAAACAUAUAUACACUCUCAUUGACAUGAACAGAUACAUUCUCACUGACAAGCACACAUUCACUCUCACUGACAAACGCAAACACACAUACAAACUCCCUAACAGACACACAUACAAUUUUUUUUUUUUUUUUUUUAAUUUUACUCCACUCAGCCCCCCUAGCUUUAGGAGUGCUGGCAUGCAGUCCCUGUGGUCCAGUGGGUCUGGCUGCAGCUUGGCGGGAGGUAUGGCAGGUGAGCGGUGGAGGCAGGCGGUGAGGGAGCAGUGAUCUCUCUGCUCAUUUUAUUUUCAAUUUUUUGGGAGGAACCCCAAUUAGUGUUCCGCGGAACACCAAUUGGGAAACGCUGGCUUAGAGUGUCGUAAAUCCGCUAACUUUUUUAUAAGUUAAAAAACUGAACGAGUUUGGAAUUCCAAGUCAACCACUCCUCCUACACAAUGUAUCAAAGAGACAGUUUGUCAGGUGUAUAGAUGGGAGUUAUUUCUUGUCUAUGCAAAGAGAUAGUAUUAGUAUUUUUGUUGUUGUUUAGUUGUCCGACUGUGCUUUAAAAAAGUGAAUCUACAAUGAUAAAUUGCAAAAAUUGUUACAAACCCACAAAUGAGUCUCACGAUUUCCACAAUACCUGCAUUACUGGAUCCUUAAAGCAUUGUGGGUGGGUGCUUGGGCCCUGUGGGAGGUCAUAAUGAAUAUGACAGACGGGUUUUCUAGCCAAAUAUAUAAUUUAAUCUGUAUAUUUCCUAUGAACCAGAAGCAAGGUUUUAUGCAUUUCUGAGUUCUAGUAUAUAUCUUCUAGUAAAUGUUUAGUGGCUAGCCUCAAAGUCCUUUUAAAUAUGUUAGAGAGAGAGCUGAGUGGAUAUGGCUCCGGCUGUGGUAUCUUAGUUGGAUUCCUGGCAAGAUCAACCCCCACCUCUCAUUUUUCUGAGGUCGAUAAAAUUACUAUAAUUUAGUUGGAUUCAAACAUCUGGAUCCUAGGGCAUACUUUAAAGCUGCAUAAGUUAAAAGUAGGCUUUCUUUUUUUUUUUUUUCUUUUGUUUCUUUUGUUUUAUAAUUUUUUGUUCAUAGUAGGGUCUUGUUCUAGCUUGAGCUUACCCCCUUUAACUUCUUCUUCUUUUUCCACCCCCUUCCUCCCCUGCAGAGUCUAACAUCACUUGCGAAGUUAAUGAAGGAAUGCUGGUAUCAAAAUCCAUCUGCACGACUCACAGCCUUGCGCAUCAAAAAGACUUUAACCAAAAUUGACAAUUCCUUAGAUAAACUGAAAUCGGAUUGUUGAAAGACUAUCAACACUGCCAUAAUAUUAUCUGUGUAUAGUUCAUAUAGGAAAUACAAAAGACACCAAAAAAACGUGCUUGCCUGACGAGGUGUAGACUUUAUGGUUAAAAACAAGACUUUAUACUUGUACCUGCCCAGUUUGAAGACAAUCCUGCUUUGGAACCUGAAGCAAUGGAUACCCUUGUCCUUUAAUGAACAGACUGGCUUCCAGGUUGAAGGGAAGAGCCGAUUAUUGCAAAGAUUUGCAUUUGAAGGAGCGCGGGAGAUAUUUCGGGACAGAUCUGGGCAUUAAGAGAAGACAUUGGAGGAACAAAAGACAAUUCAUGUCAUGUACCCAGCUACUUCUAUUAUAAGAAACAUUGAACUGACAAAUUUCCCUGCAAUAUUGUGUGUGUGUGCUUCUACGUUCUCUUGCACUAAAAGGUUCUUUGCAUUCCUUACUUGCACUGUUACUCUUGGUUUUUAACGACAGAUGCCAAAUAUAUUGUUGGCCGUGAAUGGAUCUGUUUGUUUUUUGUUAUUAUUUUUUUUCCGCCCCCUUUUAUUUUUGCUUUCAUUUUUAAUUUCCCCUCCCCCUUCCCCCUUUUUUAAAUUAGACAAUAUUUUUAAUUUGGGGGUGGGCAGAGAAGAAAACGAACACAAAAGCAAAUGAAACCGAAAUGUCAGUGUCUGCUGCAUUUUAAAAUGUGUGCUGAUGUUUACAAUAAUGCUGAACAUUAGGAAUUUUAAUUUUAAUUUUUUUUUCUCUACACAGAACCUAAAUAUUAUUUAUUAAUUUGUGCGCUUAAUGAUUUUAAAAAAAACUAGACUUAAAGGUCCUCUCCGAGCACCAUAACUACUGCAGCUUUUGUAUUCAGUGUGUUGUAUGGAAGCUUACCCUGAAAACGUACCAUGUAUCGUCGCCAUAAAGGGGAUUUUUAUCAUUCUCUGUUGCCUGGAGUUCACUUGUCUUCCCAUCUGCAUCAUAUAGGUACUUCCAGCUUAACCUUUGAGCCAUCCAAGUGUUUGCAUACAUGCACUAUUCUUUUAUGAGUGCCCAAAAAGCUUGUCUGGCUCAGGAGAAUGGCUUAAACUACAUGAGAAAUCUGUAUGCUUGAACGUGUAAAUGGAGAGUUAGAAUUUCCCCAUGACCAAGAUAGAGGAGUGAAGCCCAGGCACCAAACAUUAACAUAAAUAUCUGGCAGGUACGCUUUCAGGGAGGGUUUCCUUGAACCAUAACUACUACACAAUUGUUCAGUGCUUAUGGUACUUGAAUUGUCUCUUUUAGUGGUGGUAAAUGCAACAUAUAUAUAUAUCCUUUUACACUAUUUUUUUUUUUUUUUUUUUAUGUAACACAAUGAUAAGAAAAACUAUUCUGUACAAACAAUACAAUGACACAUUUUGUUCCUCGGGCUGAGAUUUUGUGUGGUCUGCGACUGUUUAGAACUCUGAACAAUUACUGUCACUCAUCACUUUCACCUAGUACUUUACUGACAUAGGAAUAAUGGCAUAUGCGAGAACUUCUAUAAAUGUUUUAUGUCUGGAUAUUUUAAGCGGAGAGAGAUGCAUUUCUUUUAAGCUAUAUAAUAUGUGCAUUGUAAACUCUGCCAGAAAAUAACUAUUUUGUUUUAAUCUACUUUUUGUAUUUAGUAGUUUAUUUGUAUAAAUUAAAUAGAAUGUUUUGAAGUCAGUUUAUUUACUUUUUAUGUAUUUUUGCUCAAAGAACAUUCAAUUGUUGUUGUUUAUAGUUGGG
Messenger RNA from Pelobates cultripes (western spadefoot toad), 62491 nucleotides. The record is from the annotation of a GenBank genome assembly. NCBI's taxonomy places the organism in Eukaryota, Metazoa, Chordata, Amphibia, Anura, Pelobatidae.